AUGUUUUCCAGUGAGUUCAUUAAGUAUGGUAAUGCAUGCACAUCUGUAAAUUUGAUAUUUUGUUGAUAAAUAUGAAAAUUAUCAUCAGCAAUGUGUCAGACGCACUACUUGAAGUAAAUUAAGAUGUGCAUUCGAAGUAUGGGUGCUUGUGAACGCUCGCAAAACUUCAGGCUAUGACGAACGUUCUCCGGUUUCACCAUUACAUACGCAUGUGCCUACACAUCUGUAUGCAUUUUCAAGGCCGGUUCCCAGCUCGUCGUCAGACUAUGGGUGCACAAAAACAAUUGACUCCCUAACUAUGUUAAGCAAAGGAUUACAUUGGUAGCCAACGUCUGCGCCAAUACGCGUCAACUGCAUCCCGUCAUUCCUACGGUACCGUCUAAGCCGGUUUAUACUUGUCCUUACAGUCGUUGUAUGCGAGAUUUACUUGAAUAUGUCCAUUGAUAAAUGCGUAAUCUGUGUGAACUGUUUUCAGGAAUUUUCGGUCUUUCCUUGUUGGACAGGUGCUAACAGGUACGGCUGUUCCCUGACGCACAUCUGUACCCAAUUACCAGUGUGUGUGCAUGACCAAUUGAGAUAGAUGACCUCGCCUUUUCAUCACUGACUGAUAAUCAUGUGAAGACCGAGCAACUAGUUUGGUCACAACAGACGUCAUCAAAACACUUUUCCUGUCGGGGUAGCUAACCCUGUCCUUAAAGUAUAGAAGCUGUGUAGUGAGACAACUAUCGGGGGGUCCUUUUCGUUCAUGGAUUAUUUUUUCGCUGCCUUUCGACUGGCCACGGUACAUUGCUGACAGCCAGACAAGUGAGUCCUUUUGGUGCCAGGGAGGCCUUAGAAUUGGGAAUACCUUUCGCUUGAAUUUCUUCUGCCUAGAGCAGUGACGUGCAAACCUGCGCGGGCACCUAUUUUUGGAAAGUAUUGUGAAAGGAUAUUACAGUUCUGCCUGAUAACAUCCUUCAUAAGAGCAGUGCGUUUCGAACUGAUUCAGCUUCUGGGAGAUUUCUGUGAACAUCGGGAGCCGUACACAGGAAUAUAAUAAUAUUUGUUAAUGUUUCCUUAGACAUAUUGAUUCCUAACAAGAGCAUAUCCACAGAUUUAUCAAAUUCAGCUAAAUUGCUGAAUUUGCGACAGUGAUUUAUGUCUCCCAUCGAGUCAGGCGAAAUAUCUGUCCCGUUGUCACUUCUGGUUUCGUGCUUCGCGUUCCGGAUUAAAAAAAGUCAUUUAUCUGUUACGUCGCCGGGUUUAGCAGAUGAUCUGUUGUCGUGUAGGUUGCAAAGUCAGUGGAUUGUUUUUUUGGGAGAAACGUUGCAUGAAGGCCAAAGUGCGACUUAGAAUACUGGCUGUCCAACUGUGAUGGACAACUACCAGCCACUUAAUCUGUCAUAGUAUUCACAACCCCCAAGCUAUUGAGAUAAAGCUAACCUGGUGAAAAUGUUGCUUUGAACUUCACAGCACGGGAAAAAUUCAUAAUUCAAUAUUUUCCUGCUGUGUGUGCAUUAACAGUUGUCAUCAGCCAGCAGGUCUGAAAGAAUCCACGUUGGGAAUGAAAGUCGGAAAUGUCAUUACUGGUCGGGGAUGCUCGCCGAUCGUUUACGGAACUCAGUCAUUACGUUGUGCCUUACGGGCUCUCUCUCGAGCCCAACCCUCAGCCGCACAGCGGCGCAUGAUAUAGAUAGUAUGUUAUUACUGGCAAAGACACCAGUCUCCCUUGACAUUGUCGGGAAUAACAUACUGCCAAUUUCUCACUUCUUUCGAUCAACAACAGUGACCAGUGAAGUCGACACUCAUUACUCCCAAAUGUCGCGUGAGUACCUAUGCUUGUGGCCUUAAGUCGAUGAAAGAUAUGCAUCAAAAAAGGGAAAACUAACAACAUUUUAUUUAGAGUAAUGGAUGGUAGCGAUCCAAGAGUAAAGGAAUUACUAUGGUUUUUGCACAAUAUAAGAGGUCUUACUCAUGUUUUCGAUUUCCGUUAGUACUUGGUAGGACGUAGUAUUUAACACAAAAAUAUAUGAAAAAAAUGAACAUUAAAAAUGCUUUCAUCAAUAAAAAAAACCACUUAUUUGGUGGCAAUGGUUAUCUGGAAAAAAACGGAAUGUGUUUGUCAAGCACAAAGAGUUUUGUUUAUAUACCGUGAAGUAGACACAGAAAUUCUAAUUUACGGGGCACAGCAGUAGCGGACUCCAAAGCCACUAUUUCGGGUUUUUUAUCCUUAACGAAUUCUACCCUAGUGCCCCCACAUUUGGGCCCAAGUUGUUCAACCUAUUAAAUCCCAAAAAGAGAGUAGUAGUGUUCUAGUCGAGACAAUGGAAGAAAGUUAGAACAGACUAAACUAUUUGCCUAAACUGCGCGGUAAGUCAGCAGUUAUUCCGUUCUUGAAAAAAUAAAAAUAAAAAUCCCUCAUCCUAACUGCACCUAUUAUCACAAAAGUUCUGACAAUGCGCAGUUAUUUCGCAAUGUUGGUUUUCAAUCCUUCCAAUGACUUCCUAAUGUAUUAUUAAAACAUUUGUUAUCCUGUACCACUUUAAUAAAAAAGUGUUUUUGGCAGAAAAUUUAACGAUAAAAUGAAAGAAUAUGCAUAUGACUAAAUAGAUUAACGCUCAUAAAGUACUUUACUGUAAAGGGCGUAUGUGCUAAACCAUAUGAGGCAGUAUUAUUGCAAGGAUUGAGUAGUUUGAUAAUUAAACAGAGUAUUUACUUAAUUAGCACUAUCACACGCGUCGCUUAUACCGGGACGUCCGGGAGAACCGAUGUUUCGAGAAUAAGCUAGUAGUAUUUAGCAUAGAAUAAAUGCAAGAAGGGACAGGAGGAAUACGUCACUUAUCGAUAAAAUCCCAUUUAUUAUGCGAGUGCUCAUAAGAUUAACACAACUGAUAGCCAAAAAAGACUGCAUCAAAUGCUUAAAAUGUACGAAAAAAAGCACUUUUAAGCAUAAGUGUUCCAGUAGAUUGGGAAGGGUAAUGAGAGAAUCAAGGCGGGCUUCAUUUCCGGGAAACCCUGACUACUAAGGAAUCUGAUGGCUUUAAAUUUACGAGCAGGCUGGAGUUAUUUUGCCGGAAUUAGGCGCCAGAAGGCUUCAUUCUUCAGGUUUCUGCGUGAUAAUUAUCUGAUCUGAAUUUUAAAAACAUCUAGUGACACGAAUCAGACAACAAUCUUUUAAUCCCACCAAGGUUCUAUAAGGGCGACCAUUUUGAAGGCAAUGCGGACAUGGGAAAACGUCACGUGCCUCAAAUUUGUAGAAUGGGAACCACAACACCUGUCUUACCUCAACUUCACAAUCAAGGCAUGUGGGUAAGUGCCUUUGCUCCUUUGCUGCUGCUUAACUGGGCUGCCAAAAACAGGAAUCCGCUUCAAAUCCACCAAACCGAGUUUAACUAUUACAGUUGCAUUUUUUUUAAACCGGGCAAAGUCGCCUGCCAUUUUCGCUAUAUUAAAAUCCCUAAAUUUGCUGGAAGAUGAUUUUGUGCAUAAAAAACAAUGACUUAGCUUAAUAAAUCUCGUAAUUGUGAAUGUAUAGCUAUGUCGGUGUGCUCAUUUGCCUUCUUCAUGGGGAUUCUGGCAUAAAUCCCGUUUUCAAAUAGAAAUCCAAGUGCAGUGCUAUAUUACAAUUGAAAAUUUAAUCAGGUCUUUCACAUCUAAGAUGUCAAAUCCGAUCUUAGCAAGCAUGCGAACUUUCGAUUUGAAUAUUGUAAUAUUCAGAGCAAUAAAAACCGCAGUCGCCGAGGUGCAUCUCCGUUCCACGCGGUCAUUACGAUUGCGAAUUUUAUCAGAGGAAUACGCGUGCUACAUUUACUCCGUUCCUACAGCCAUCGGUAUUCGAUGAUAAAACAAGGUUAGAGUGGCCAGGUGUGGGUGUAGGCGCAUUGCCGAAUAAGUGUUCUCGGAUCUCACAUAAAGACGUAUGUGCUGUAAAGGCCACGCUAAGAAAGAGCGCCAUUGCAAGCGGACACUAAGUCUUCAAUGGAGUCGAGUCAUUUCCUCGGUUGCAAACCUUCUUGAACACGACUGCUGUCGCGUUGGGAUGUUCUGAAAGUACAUUUUUAUUGUUUAAAAUGAGCGGUGAGGGCUGGAUUGACUUCGCGCUUUGUUAAAAUUCCUAUGCACCAUUUCCCUCUCCACGUCAAACCGACUAGGAAUGAGUUGGAUGUAAUGACUGACACAUAUGAGCACCGUAUGCAGGACCGAAUAACAUAAGGGUGAGAUAAGCUGAAGAAGACGCAAUUAGAAGAAGUUACUGCAGUCUGGAACUCACUCAAACGGAGGAUGAAAUGUAUCUCGUGGUAAUAUCCGGUUAAACGCAGCGGCGACCCAUCAGUUUCAAACUCGUUUGGAAACUGGGCCCGUUGUCAUUCGUCAAAGCAGUCAACAAGGGUCCUUGCUUAUUCUAACAGACUGAAAUUUCCGCUCUUCUUCGGACUACCAAUUGACCAACUUGAUGAUUGGGGACUGCCUUACUAUUCUGCCGACAGGUCCGUCACAAGGUAUGUAAAGCCACUAUCAACAAGUCCCGUCUCUCUGAUCAUGUUCAGCUAAACAAAACAAGACCAGACUGCAUCUUCUGCUGGAGCGACAGAUAAACUGAAGGAUGAGGAGUCGGUCUCGCCUGAGGCUGCACGAGUCGACAUAAACCAUCCUAUAUAAGAAAAACAGUUCGACAAUGAUCUGCAGGAGCAAGGGGCUUAUUACUCCAUUCUGCACAGAAUGCGCAAUGUUCAUCACAAGCGUCGUAUUUUUUACCUCGAGGUUAAGUGCUACUCAUUCGUGUCAGAAGUACCUUGUCUGUUCAGCACGAUGUUGACUAACCGUGACAUGCAGUAGAUAUGCUAUCUCAUUAACUGUUGAGUUAUAUUCCAAAAGAUGUCUCUAGUUCGAAAAGAUAACUCAAGUAGGGUUGUCAUCUUAAUCUUAAUCUCGCAUAGUGUUAACAUGCUUUAGUCACUUCAGGAUGCCUUUUCUUAGAAAUCGGUUCUUAUUGACUGUUGGCGUAGGUUACAUGCCACAUAAUCUACUACUUAUAUAAUGCAAUUUUUUCCAUUAAUUUUAAUAUCCUUAUAUAUAUCCAAAUUUCUCUUAUAGAGGAAAUGCAGAAACAUAUUUUUUUCGCUCAUUCGCUAGAAAACCACAUUUUCCUCAAACUUUACAUCUAGAGAAGGAUUUUAUCUUGAUUUAAAGAAAAACAUCCCUAACUCCCGAAAACAUCUGGAUCCAACCUGCCAUUACACAAGCAUUCAGGGUUUCUAAACUGUCAGCAGUAUGCUUUACGAGGAAACCGAGACUGUACUACAUCAUUUUAGCCUAUGCAAGUGAGAAUGAGCGUCACCGGUGACGUUGCGGGUACUUUGUACUUGCUUAUGCAGCGGUGGCUUUGACAUUCUGGCGAAUUCCAUUGUGUCUGAUAAAGCUAACUGGAGUGUUGGACACGCUUUGACUGUAGGAGCAGAUAAUUGGACUUUCUGCGUUGCCGGCAUUGGUAAAUGGCGUAUCUAUCCUUCGUGGGUGCACUUUCGCCAUGGCAUCUUCUGUAUUUUUGAAUUAGGAUACGGCGGUAUAGUCCUUCCCUGCUGUUCACUAUGCCCGCUGGUUCAGUGUUACCGAUUUGGAGGCCUCGUGGUUAUUUUACAUACUUUUGAGGCGCGUUUUAAAUAAGCCCUUUUAACACCGUUAUUCUCGUCCCUUCAGUUUACGUCCCUGACGAUAUCGCAUGCGAGCACUGGCUCAGAAUGCACCCAUUAACCAUCCGACAAUGUGGCCAGAUAAUCGUGGUUAAAAAUGCUUGCUUCAGCAUGACUUGGAUGAAUAGACUGCACGUCCACUUAAACAUCUAGAUAUCGAGGAUCCGUUCCCGUCAUAUCAGAAUUCAUAUCCUUCCCCAUCAAGUUAUUUAGGAAUGAGAAAACUCUUUUACAUCAGCUUGGAAGAUUGUUCAGAUAUCUGCAUCCUUGAGUAGUGCAGGGAAGCUAACUGACCUAAACGUCCUUAAUUUUACGUCGAAUAUGGUGUUUGAAGUCUUUUAGGCCAAUUUAUAAUCAUCUCGGAUAUCAAUGAAGAAAACUGGACCUUAGUAAUUAAAACAGAACUGUUCAUUUCUAACCAGUUUUUGUUUAAGCGAUUUAAUCGGAGGAAAAUUAACUUACCAUCCAUUAUAAGCAAAACUCCCAAUAAACUAAAUUAUACAACAAGCUUAUGCAUUUUUAAACAUAAAUAGAUGCUGUUCUUUCGUCGGUCGUCAAAACGAGCGCAUGUCACAAACGAUUUCCAUCGGACCAGGAUGUCAGACUCACGGAAUAGUACUGCACGAACUUGGACAUGCUUUGGGGUUUUGGCAUGAACAGAGCCGACCAGAUCGCGAUGGUAAGUUUGUAAAACAACUGUACAAUCCUCUUGCUAGUUGUCACGAUUAUUCUGCAGAAUAUUAGUAUACCACGCAAUUUUUUAGAGUUGCGUCAUAAUCAUCAGAUCUGCGUUAAACAUAAGACAUCAUGUUGUAUCUAGUACGGCAUCCAUAAGCAGAAAAAGGAGGCAGAUACAAUACACAGAUAUUUUGGCAGAUUUUGGAUGCACUAACGCCUUCUCUUACUGCGUGGGUUCGAACCCUACCAAGGCGCCGAGUUUUUAACAGUUGGGUCAAUAUGAAUUAUUCAAAAUCUGCCAAAAUAUCUAUGAAUUGCGUGAGCCUGGUAGUCAUCUGGUGGAUUUUAGGUGAAUUACUUAGGAAAUAUUGCUUGGGCAGUCAACUUACUAUACCCGAUUUCGUGGAUUCCAGACAUUGCAGUAGGUUGGAGUGAGGGGGGUAACUUGACCCAAAUGUGACUAGACUCAAGUCGUCCGGCGGGGUCUCGUAACUCAAGUGGUUAGAGUGUUAGCUGUACUAAAGUCUUCUCCUUACUGUGUGGGUUCGAAUCUCACCGAGGCGCCGAUGAUUUCAAAUAGUAAAUCACGCUAUUUAAUUCCAGUCAUGAUCGAUAAGAUAAACCAGUAAAAAUUGGUUUAAAAUGUAUGUGUAUUUUUGCAGCAAAUCGGCUAUUUAUUUUUCUUGUCUUUUUGUCCAAUACCAGCGUACGUAGAAAUUUUUAAAGAGAGGAUUACGCCCAGUUGGUUUUACAACUUCCAACGAAUGGAUGAUAACGAGGUAGAUUCGCUGGGCGAACCUUAUGACUACGAGUCAAUUAUGCACUACCCGACUGGCGCCUUUGCCAAAGCUGGAGAAUAUGAAACGAUGAGGCCUACUCAAUGCUGUCCACGCCCGCCUAUUGGUCAGCGAACAAAACUCAGCCCGGGUGACAUUAGACAGGCGAACAUGCUCUACAGAUGUCCUUGUGAGUCUUGUACUUUGCUCGUCUCAAUUGCCAGGGCCUCUUUAUGGUAAAUUCACUCUUCAUUAACCUCUGUCUUGUUAGUUUAAGGUUCGUAAGAUCGUGUGUUUUCGCACACGUGACUUGUAAGUAACCAUUAUACGUUAUUAACCAGCGUAUAGAAUCAGUGUUUCCCAAACUGCACAGCAAAAUAUCCCUUUCUGAUGGGAUGAAAAGUAUUCUGUUGAGGUUAACAGGUUUCAACAAUUACUCCAAACUCUAAAGUGUACGUGACAGAACAGAAAAGGAUUGCGAAACUUUGAAAGGGAGGAAAAUUUUGGGGAUAUCCGAAGCAUUUCCUGCAAUGCUCUUCUCUCACAGUUUUCAAAAGUUUUAAAGCACCGUUGAUCCUAUUAUCAUAUUGCAAACUGGCCUGGUUCUGUGUUUAGCAAAUGUCCUUGUUAAGACAUAAUUUUCUGCCCAGCAAAUAUUUGCCCAAAAAAAUCUAGGGAAGGGAGGAAAAUAUAAACUUUACUCGAAACGCAGCGACAAUGAUUUGGGGAAUGGGCACUUUGGGGAUUUUUCGGUAGAAUCGCGGUCUCCAUUCGAUAAUGAAAAAUAUAUAUCAUCCAAACAUUUAGCCAGAAACGUAAUUAUUGAAUUAAGUCCAGUUUGGUCAGUGAACUCUAGUGCUACUAUAAACAAGGAAAAUUAACAUCUUUUACCAUAAUUUCUUUACUUUGUUUGCAGUAUGCAUUAGUUUCGGGAAUGCGUUCCACAAAGCCUUUAUGCAUAUUUAUCCAAUCUUCAAUCAUUGUUUAAGUCCUGGCACGAGGUCAGACCGCAAACCAUUGUGAAAUGACGUCUUAAAAUGGGAUAUUACCGUUUGGUUAUUCAUUCGGUUAUUUUGGUUUUAUUGAAACAUUGCUUUCCUAUAAUACAUUUAAAUAAGGCAAAGGCAACCACGCAUGCAGAAAUUACUGGCGUCAUAAAUUUCGAGACCUCUCAUUCAGCUGCACACGGUCAUUGCACAGUUAUAUGACGAGGCAAACGGUUCGAUGAGCGAUCGACCUAGAGAGAUAAAACAUGAUAGGUAACAUGACAGAUGAGUCUAGUAUGUUGGUGCGCUUGGCGAGGGCGAUGGGGAGAGAAGUCAUCUAAGCAUGCGAGUUAGGAUUACAGUGAGAACAUAUCCCGCGUGAUUAAAAGUGCAACGCGCGGGCAGCAUUCACUUAUGCCUUGGAGGGGGAGGGUGGAGGCGAAAUGAGAGGGCGUAUGUGGGAACAGGGCUUCGUCCCUAAUCGAUCCUAACCAUGGUAGUGCCAGGUUUAUAACGUGGUCCAACUGCUUACAGAGUUCUAGUUUCCUCCUCCGCAUUACAGUGGCCUCUGCAAAGCGCAAGAGACGCCCGGCCGUCUCUCGAAACAGGACCAUGAAUGCAACCAUCGGAAAGGAGAAUACAUGCACAUACACGAGUUGUACUCGAGUACAAAUCGCUUUUUUGAAGAGCCUCUUCUUUAUUAUAUCGGCUCAGAAUGCAUAGCACCUCUUAUCUACAUAUGUAUAUAUAUAUUGUGCUUACUCUCCCCCGAAGAAGACAAAUAAGAGGAGGCUAUUUGAUGGACCAGGUUGAAUUCAUACGGAGGUUUCGGAAAGUUUCUCGUUUCCACCACAUGUGUUACUCGCUGGUUUUUCUUGCUGACCUUGAUUUGUUCUGCCUUUCCGCCCACCUAGUACUAUAGCCAUGCUCAACGCACGUACGUUGGCUAGCCUGUUUGCUGUUGGCUGGUUCUGACCUGUCUGACUUCGCCCAUUGGUGGACUUGCGUGGCUUGCAUCCCUUCGCGACUGUCGAGGUUGCCGUUAAGUCAGUGUGUCCUUUGGCCGCCACCUCGUCAGGCGAUGGACUGGUCAAAUAUUGCUGCACAAGCGUGGUGUUUUCGGUCUCGCGGGCACAUCCAUAAGAUACUGCCACGCCUAUCACACAACUUUCGGUCGGCGCCUUCCCUGUUCUCCGCGAGCGUCGCAUCAGUCUGACCAUCUUAUCAUCGACUGCACUGAUAACUCCCGCCUUUUCUAAGGCGCAACCGCGAUUCUGCUGUUGUGUGAGGUCAUAGACCAGCGACAGCCUAUCCUUGCGGUUGAUUACGAGCUGGUGCUCGUAGAACCCUGUGCCAACGCGUUUGCCCGUCUCACCAACAUACCACGCGACACAAUCUUGGCAUGGUACACUGUAGACGACCGCAAAUUGUUCUGUUGAUGGCAGGAGGUCUUUGGGCCUCAUAAUUUCCUGUCUGAUUAUGAAUACCGGUUUGUGAGUCACAUAAAUCCCAAAAGGUUUCAGAAUUCUUUACGCCGCCUCUGAAACGUUCCCUACCUAGGGGGUCGGAAGCCAAAACCUUGAAUUCUUCUCGAUCGAUCGCACAAAUUGGUCACUGUCAUGAAAUUAGAUUUGAAAGUCUCAAAUGUAUUUAACAUUGAGCAACGUGCGACAAGAAAGGUUCUAUCACAUAAGUGUAAGAAAGAACGUUUUUGCGCAUGUCAUAUAUAAAAUACGUGUGUCUUAUUCAGGCGUCGAAGGCCGUUAGAAAAAAAUUUUUAGGACACAAGUAGAUAACCCUUUGCUGAGUUCGGUCUCGGCAGGGGGCCAAGAGGAGGUGCAUUCAAAAAUCAGCAUUCCGGCGGAACUGAAAUAUCAUGGAUUUGUGUUGCACGAUAAACGAUAUUUUAAUUCUUCCUAAUUGAAAGCACUUGGGGAUUUUGGCUAAUAAUUCACCCGAUCGGUCGCUGGCUGGAUAUGUUCUUCGAGAAAUUUAACCAAAAUUAAUUUCAAAAUUUUUAAUAGUGCCUCCCCAGUUCGUCGUCAGACGCGCAGCAAAUGUUUGAGUUCGUAAAAACUUUAAACCUGCCCGACUGAUCGAUAAUGCUUCGUCAUUCUAGUCAAUAAGGCACUGGCGUUUGCUGAAACAUUGUUCGAAUUGAAUCUCUUCCUUUCCAGCUUUACUUCAGAUUAUUGUACAUGGAGUCUAAUUCGAUCCGUUGAUCGAUACAUUACCCGCAACCAUGUUUGGUUUAGAAUAUGUCCCGACCUUUUUAGAUGAACAAACACAAACAAUGCGAGUUUUGCUCCAAGCGAGCUUGGAAGCGAGAAUGGCAAUUUCUGUCCUAUCAAAAGUUGCUAGACAUCCAUUUGGACUUAAACUUUAGAGGACCUGAAGUUCGGGAAAUGAUAUUACUCAGAAAUAUCGCCAAUGCCCCCGCCUAUUGAUCUGUUUAGACAUGUAUAAGUAGUGUACUUGCACCGGACGAUUUUCGCAGUCAGAUAAUUUCAGUCAAUCAGACACGUAUAACUGCCAUUAUUAUUUUCUAAGCCUGUGGACGAACGCUGCUAGAAGUUUCCGGCACCUUUGGGUCUCCUCAUGCGGAGACAACCCGGCAGACAGCAGACGCCAGCGGCAGACAACAAGGAUCCGAACUUCCAGCCCAGCAAAUCGACGAAACUCAAAAAUCAGAAAAGGCCGUUUUUGAAGGUGCUGGAAAAAGUCAAGGGCUGUCAUCUAUAAAUAAACUUCCUUCCCAACGACAGUCCGAUUUGGCCAGCUCCGAUUCUGCUGCUACAGAUCCCGUGUCCUGUCAGUGGAGAAUUGCAGCUACCAGAGAGGAGCGCAUCCGCCUAGAGUUCACGCAUAUGGGCAUGGUUUCGCCGGCAAGCAACUCACAGAGAAAUAACAACGGACCAAAUACUGCUUCAGACGACCGUGAUUGCAUCGAAGAGUACGUUGAAGUCAGGGAUGGCUAUCAUUCUGGGUCACCUCUGAUGGGUAGGUCGUAAGGUCACCUUAUAUAUAUACGACUAAUUUCACUUGUUCUCCAAGUUAUUCUACCUCCAGUUGUCUAUUUGUGAAAAGUAUCUGUAAACGGCGUUUUAAAUUCUUGAAAGUUUAUUUAGCGUGGUUCUCCAGACAACGCUUGUCAAAGUUUUAGAGCUAUGUGAAUUCUUGUUUUUUUUGCCCCCAAAUGUCUUCUGAAAUGAAUCCUUCCUUUAAAGAAACCACAAAUGAAGUUGGUGUUUUAUCACUCGAGUUCUCUGUAUGCUUAAAAUGGACGACAACCAACAGUGGGUCAAAACAAUUUGAAAUCUUCGAACAUGUUUGAGUUGUACAAGUAUGUAAAUGCAUAAACAGAACCCAAUGAGUCUCCAAGAGUUUGUUCAAUUUUUUGCCUAGUAGAUGGACAAAGCCUAUGGUUCAGUAAAGCUACGGUAAAGCUACUUCAAAACACUGAAUGCGGGAUGCAUACGUUUGCAUGAAAAAGGUGAUUGUCGAGUCUUUGAAGUUGCGAUGUGAAUUAUAAUUACGAUAUAUUCGAGUGUUGUUACUUAAUUUUUGUUAUGUAUUCUAUACCACAGGUCGUUAUUGUGGAACAAACCUUCCACAAACUCUGUUUUCAUCAGGCCCGAGGAUGCUGAUUGAGUAUGCGCGAUCCGCAGGUCAACAAAGCACUGGAUUCGCCGCAAAAUACACUGGUAAGCACACAUUAAACACGCUUAUUUAGCACAAAAGUAUGUGGCUGCACUGAUUGGCAGUGAAAGAUAAAAGUUGCUAAAGCAGUAUAGACAACGUUUUUUUAAAGAUCAUCCGACAUAGGUGGGGUGCUCGGACGGAGCACGUCCAUUCUUUUAGGUCUUUCUGUAAGGGAAGUCGAUCUCAAUCCUCAGUGAGUAAAAUGAAUUUAGCGACUAAGGAAGAGAAAAUUGAGGGAUGUAACUCAAUUGGAAACGAGUGCGUUGGUCACAGGUCUCUGUUGCAAUAAAGGCUGAGUCAGUAGAACAACAGGUUUAUUCGUCUGAGCGUUCGUACUCACACAGGAGCUCGUACAGGGCUCCUGUACACCCAAAGUGAUCAACAUAUUGUUAGUGUCUCUGACCUCAUUUUCUUUGCAAUUCAGUCCUCCCAGCAAGCCUAUACUCAUCCACUAUAUCAUCGCCGGACAUAGACCAUCAAAAUUGAAUAUAAAAUAAUCCUGACCGCUGGGACAAGAGCUGGCCGCUGGGACAAGAGCUUUAUUAGCCUGACGUUUCGGAUUCCUACUCGAACCCAUCAUCAAAGACAAAAGCAGGUACGGGUCUCUAAUGAUGGGUUCGAGCAGGAUUCCGAAACGUCAGGCUAAUAAAGCACUUGUCUCCUUCUUCAAGACUGCUUCCUGGGACUGGUCUCUUACUCUUAUAUUGACAAUCUUUAUCGCAUGGGUUUUCGAGACUGGUUCCUCAGCUCUUCGUCAGAUGAUGUACAAAGACUGUCAGAUAUUCAAUCGUGUAGAACAAUUGAUUCUGUGGUUGGCCGAAGUCUGCGCUAAUACGUUAUGAUGGUAUUUCGUCAUCCCCUAGGCAAUGGCCGCGAUCGCUUCCAUUCGUCCCCGAGAAAUGUGUAUGUGGUAUCUAAUACGAUAUGCCGACUGAUGCAUGCACCUUAUGAGUGCAUUGCUCCCAGGCGCCAACAAUGCGAAUUUUCCACAUGCAAAUUUGUGUUUAUUGUACAGUGUCUGCAUAGCCAUCUGGGAUAGAUGAUCUCGUCCCCUCACCGCUAACUGAUGCUCAGGUAUAGGGGUUGAGGCAGACAGGACAACGAGCACGUGGUCCAGCGGUUAGAGGGGUUGGGCUUAUAACUAACAAGUCAGAGGAUCAGACCCCAAGUGUUCCAAACUUCGAGCCUGUGUAUAAUUGGCUGACGACCGCUAAUAAGCCAGAAAGAACCAUUCCAGCCUCCCUUUAUCUUUGCGUGUGUGUAAAUCAAGCGAAAAAUUUCAGAAAUUAUUCAGUACAGGACCUGUAGCUUAGUUUCCGGGACAUGACUUUUUAGGGGCAGACUCGAAAUUUCAAUGAACAUUUGGGUCAGAGACAACCAGCUACUGUGAUAUAACCACGUAGUGCCUAUUCUAAAAUAAAAGGUAAUACUACGAGUAUUAUGAAAUGUAUAUGGAAAACGUAUUAUAUCAUACUCUCGGUACUAACUAAGAGCGCAGGCACGUGUAUCGUCGAUAUUCUGUCGCUGCGUGAAUUAGCUGCGAGGGGUUCGGGUCCUCAUUGGGUUUCCCUGCAUUCCCUUUGCGGUUUCGGGUAUAUAUGUAUAUUUUGCAUAGCUGGGACCAAUGAGCCUACUCUUCCAAAGAAGGCAUAAGGCGGGUGGCUUACGGACCGAAUUGCAUUACACUGGCAUCUCUUAAAUUCUCACAUUUCCACUAUCAGAGUGGAGAGUUACCCGUUGUCCCCGACCUCGUCAUAUUAUGCAGUGCUUGUUUCUUAUUUAUAAUCCCGCUGCGAUCGACCGCUGGUGGGCUUCCGUAAGCAAUUCCCCUUCGUGACCAGCACAGCUGAAGCAAGCUUACCGUUCCUGUUGGUAUCUUUAAUCAAUUUCGCAACGGGUCUUUGGGUUUCUAAUCUUAUUGUCUUAUUAUAAAUUCCGGCUACUUAGUUACAGAAAUCUUGAAAAAGUUUCGGGAUUUGAUUUUUUAUUUGGAACCACUAUAGAUAAGCAAUUUUGGAGUGAAACUUUGAUUUCAAAUCGUGCGUCCGUCUGCGUCUGAAAAAAGUUAAAUUUGGUUUGAUUUAAAAACAAUGCACAGCUAUGUUCCCUCCGCCAUUCUGUCUUCGUCAUUUGUGGUGUUUUUUGUACAGGGGGCUCGGAUGUAACAAAUUAUGCGACAAUCAGUGAGAUGAUAUUUGACCUAGAGAAUUCGAUUGUCGCUGUCCUACAACAGAUUGCAGUAUUAAUCGUGCCUUUCAUAAUGUUCGUCAAGUAUGGAUUAAGAAAACACAGCCAAUUGUGGUUGGAGAAGGUUGAAUUCAGCUUACCCUUAAAUGAUAUGCGUUUUAUUUAUGGAGCAUCAUUCUACAGUUACCUGCAAAAUGACUCAAUUCACAGAGAAUAAAAUGGGUACGAAAACAGAUAACAUUAGGAGAUCACAAGCGAUAAAUGCCGAAAACUGCACCUGUCGACAUCAUGAGGAAUAGCCGGUGAAUAUGCCAUAAAAUGUCUGCCGGAUUUUACGUCCUCUAGAAGGUUGCUAGCGUACUGUGCCAAUGACCUCACUAUUGUAAUUCCGAUAAACAAAAAAGGGGAAAAAUCAGUGUAUAGUGCGUAAAAUAGGCCAACGGAUGUACCUAUGAGAAAAUUCCCAUAUGACUGGAUAGCAAAAAAGGUUGCGGCUAAAGUUCAAAAGUCAGCCAGGAAGAGCCUUACAAACAAAUACAUGAGAGGCUUAGGUGAAAUUUUUGACUCUUUAGCCGUCAUUUGCCAGGCAUACCCAAUCCCGAGGUGAACAACCCCUGGGACUCAAUCCCGCAACAUGUUAGUUAGCAAUCUAACGUCCUAACCAUCCGCUAUGUUUACUGUCAGUUGAAACUUUAAAAACAAAAAUAAGCUUGUAGUUUUACUUAUUUAUUUUUGUAUAUUAGUGAUUUGCGGUGGUUAUCUAAGGGCGGAAGAAGGUACGUUUAACAGCCCCGGUUACCCGGAUGUCUACUUGCCAAAUAGGGAGUGCACUUGGGUGAUUGAAGUUCCCGCCGGAUUCUCCGUUGCCCUCAUAUUUGACAAUUUUGAAGUAAGUACAAAUCUGUCCACUUUAAUGACUUCUCUUAAUUGUGGAAACAAUUAGUCAUGAUGAAACAGACUGGUGGAUAUAUGUUCUGCACAUUUUCUCCAACUAGAAAAGUUUUAAGGGAAAGCUAGGCAGCUUGGAAGUUAGAUUGCGUUCUCAGUUAAUGUAAAGGCUCCAAUAAUACCUGCGAUUUCUUUGCUGUCAAGCUGUGAUACAUAUACUGUGCUCUAAAGAAAUUCAAAGGGUAGCCUUGCUGAUGGUUACGUCACGUGAUGUGAUAAUUAUCAUGCGUGUUGAGGUUACAUAAAACAAAGGGACAUGCCAUGCAAGAUCGGCAUUCACAGCUUUGAUUAAGGAAAUGAGAGGUCCUUAGGUUUGUGUAAGAAGUCGGGAUACCUAAAAGCAAGACGGCUCGAAAAAAUUCCCAGCUGACAAGCAGGCAGGCCGAUUUGGGGUCCAACUUUGUAUUUGUGCGUCAACGCUCGCACGGGUUCAGGUAGCCCAGCUUCCGCCAUUAGGACGCAAAACGAUUCAACCGGCGUAAUUAAUGCGAGAUGCCGAUCAUACGUCCUUAAAAAUCUAUGAUCAACCGAAAACUAUGCGACAAUCACGUGGUUACUUCUCCCCUGAACGCAGUAGGCGAAAUUGUCGUCCACACUCUUCUCAGGCGUCUGAAGCUUCGUUUGGUAAAACGUCACGCAUUGAAGGCCAUACUGCACACCUCGUUAGUAUGUUUAACAAUGAACAUCUAUACAUUCACCAAUGAUGGAAUAUGGGAGCUUAUGCUGAUAUAUGUCUGUGCAUAACUCACUGCACAGAUGAUAUUACGGAAUUAUGGCACGCGCCACAGAUAAUAUGGCAGUAUCGAAAGUAUUGGCAGUCGUAUGAGGACAUAGUGAUGUCUGGGGGAAGAGCAUUCCAAGCUUCAACUAUUCUGUUGGAGAAGGUGGACUUCCGUGUAUCCAGCCCGGCGCUAAUCACAUGUGGUUUAGGGGAUGACCGCGGAGGUUCGUUUCGGUUGCUGAACAAAAGAAGUCUCCAGGUCGAAGAGAGCAGUCCUGACCACUCAUGAUACGGAAUGUGUGUAUCAGGUCGCCUCUUUGCUGUCUUAAAAAGAUGAGAUAAGCGUGUUUCGGUUGGAAGUAAGCCUUCUCCACUAAAAAGACUUGGUUCGCGCCCAUUAGCAUUUUUUAUAAUGUCAUGGUCAAUAGCUGUCCACAGUUUCCAUGCUGGGAUAGGAAAACCCAACUGUGGCUGCACAAACGCCUGAAAACUCUAGCGAUGCAGUCUUCGUCGAAGGCGGAAAGAGUCCGGUUGACAAUGCCAACAUGAGACUUGGAUACCUUUCAGCAGUACAGCGAUUGGUAAAGUGAAGUCGUGAUCUACACACUCAGGCCCUUACGAGCGUCUACUUCAUCUAAGGUGGUAAACGUGGGCUCCACUGACUCUGAGAAUGCUGCACUUAGUCACAUUAGACGGCGGAAUUCGGUCCUGCGACCAUUUCUCGGGCAGUUCCAGGUUUGCCCACAACUGUUCUUCGUCAAAUUCAGCACGAAUGUUCUCCAAAGUACGGCGAUACGAUAAUCAAGUUCACUGACGCAGUGGUUGACGUAAGACCAAGAACGGAGUCUUGAGGAACAUCUUUUUCAACCGCCUGUCACCGGCUGAGUUUGUAAAGAAGUUGCUGAUAUGGUAACUAUUGAUUUCUUUCGUAAAGUUGAUGCGGACUGCGUGCGAAAAAGUACAGGCGGCGGUUUUGUGCACUUGCUCCCACCAUAUUCAACCUCAUGUUGUCCAUCACAAUGAUCAACACCUGCAAUAAGAAGCCAGCGGGAAUCUACAUUGCCCCAGUGCACUUACUGUAAACUUAUCGACCUCUAAAACUCAUAACCAAUCACAUGAUAGGAACAAAAACCUGGGACUCACAUUCGUGAACCUCAUGAGUCGCCGCGGCUAGUGUUCCUGAUCCGUUCGCAGACGACUGUGCGACAAAAGCGAUCAUGCAGCUGUCUGUUACGAGCUGCGAGAACUUCGGACAGUGUCAUUUUAUGUGCACAGUGUAUCAAGGAUCCGGGUGGAUGAAGCUUAACUCUGUUGACAUAAGUGCCUAUCUGGAACGUAAAAUUGCAAGGAAUAUUAAGACAGACGAUGACAAACAACACCGGAUUUCCAAAGUCAAAAAGUUCUUCCGUCGAGCUCAGCACUCUGUUGGGAAGCACUGCAAACCCUACACGCACACAAAACCGGAGGUGUAUCAGGCCGGCAUGCUGACAACGUUUCCGUAUUGUUUAAAGUCAUGAACUGUGUAUUAAAGGGGGAUGGGAAAAUGUAAUCAUUUUUACUUCAGUUGCAUCUGCUGAAUGCGAAAGUCGAGCUGGCAAGACGGUCCCCCCGACAUGUAGAUCCUGGAAACAGUCGUCUUUCUCAAUAACCAUGUCACGCAGAUGAUGAUGGAAGUGCGCUAAUGCGGACACGACGACACAUAAACGCACUUCUAUCUGCAUCAUCAUGGAUGGCAAGCGCUCACCUACGUGACUAAUCUCUUGUGUCUGUUUAUUUGCCCUUAGACCUUAGGACAUCGCCUGGUUUUGCCGACAAAUAUACCCUCUGCUAUACACGCACCUAAUCCCAGCAGUGUCCUUACGUGAAGAAAUUUCGUAUGAAAUAUAAUGCACGUCUCAUUUGAGAGGGAGGCAUGCCCUACAAUGUUACCCUGUGUAUUUAACGGGAACCAGUUGAAGUACAGCACGCGUUGACCAAGAGCUUCCCUUUGCUAACAACUGAGUCCAACGCCAUCACGAAUUACUUGACAGGCUAAAAUGGCAUGGUUAGUGCAUAGGGUAGACAAGAGAGAACGAGACCAGCAUUAGACAAUCAACCUGGGAUACGCAUAGGCUUAUCCGGUCACAUGCAUUUCCAUCACAAUCUCCGCUAAUACAACAUAACCACGACCACAUACAACACCUCAUUCCGCCUUCCAAGUCGUCGACUACGCAGGCAAACUUACCACUUUCACGUUCACAAGAAAGUCAUUUAAGAAUACGUUGCACCUCUUUCCUGGUACAUAAGUGCGAUUGACUUUGCCAGCACCUAUAUGAAGGGCAAUAUGACGCAUAGACGAAUAUGUACACUUCCAUUUCGUCAGAAGCCUACGAUCAGAUGAAGCCCGAUGCCCGAAAAACGGCCCAGAUUGUGUGAGACACUUGUGACCUAGUUGUUUUUCUUUCGCGUACCAGUAGGAUGCCUAGUAUAUCCAUUACGAUGCCUGUUCGCCCAAAUCAUCCUUUUCCGCCAAACCCUCGCCUAUAAUGGUAGCUUCGGGCGAAGAAUUCACUAACCUAUUCACAGGUCGUACCGUGUGAUAUCCAUCUCUGAACACUUAGGGAGACGAUUGUGAAUGCGUUAAGUGGUUUAUUUACUCUGGGGGAAACAGAAGUUGCAUUUGCGACCAUAAUUCUCGGAACACUGCUGACAUACAACCUGAGAAUGACUCAUGGAAAAAUAUAGAUGAUCCUUAAUGAUCAUACGGCAUAUACGCGUUAUUUUCGUAUUUUGCAUUCUGUAGCUUGAGGAAGAUCCAGACUGCUCAUUCGACCGUUUAGAAGUAUAUGAUAGUUCCUCUGUGUCGUCAACAAUACUGCGCCGCCUCUGCGGCACUGACAUACCAGAACCGAUAUUGUCGACGAGUAACACGAUGACCUUGACAUUCAGAACAAACGAAAAGGAAGAAAGACAAGGUUUUGCCGCAAGGUUCGCGAAGGGUAAGUGCCUCAAAAUUCACCUAUGAUGCAAUGCAAUUAACCUGUGGAGGUAAAAGUUGUGCAGAACUGGCGAGUUUUGAAUGUUGCGCAUUUCAAGAUUGCCAUGUACAUAAGAAAAUUUUAACUAAUUUAGCUAAUUUGAUCCAUUUUGAGACCGUCUUAUUGUAAUUCAUACAGAGCGUUUGGUCACGUGUUAUUUGACUGACCAAGCAGCUGGAAAUUAGAUCUUGUUAACAUCUGUUCUUAAUGCUGUGUGAAUGUUUUGCUUAUAACGAAUAUUAAACCAUAAUCUUCCUUCUAAUUCACUGCUUAAUCAAAUGAAAAUAUGUCGAUGAAUGCUAGGACUCCAACGACAACUGUGUUUAUAACUUUUCGACAAGAACUGUUCUUUAAAUUUGCACAUAAACUGAUAAUGGUUGUGCUUAAUGCAUUUAUCCUAUGACCAGGAAGACGUCUGCGGAAAGUUUAUGGAUUCAUUACUUGGCAGAUAACAAUGAACAUAUUAUUUAUUAAUCCUUUGUAAAAAUAAGAGCGAAGAGAACCUUAGUGUGGGAGAGAAUAGACAAAAUAACCCUGAAAUUAUCUCAUAGGGCAAGGUUGAGGAAUCCAAUUUACCAGGUCCCUAUGACGGUCCUUAGUCAUCCAAAACAUUUUAGAGUAUGGCGACACAAACCUCCGACUACGCGUAAGAAUGACUUUGACAAACGUCAGUGGGAAACCGGCCGCUGAAGCAAAGGCACACGAGAUAGGUGGAAAUCAGAGAUUUGCGGAUGGAAACAACACAAGUUGACAUAUCACAGUCUCAUCAAAUAACGGUCGCAAAUAAAUCAAGGAAGCUGUGUUUAUUGCCAGAGCAAAUCAAACGCUAAGUAACUGUACAAACCAGUGAGCUAGACCUCGACGAUAGCAGCAAGACGUUCUUAUACUCAAUAGCACUAGUCCCCAUUCUGUAAUAUAACCGCUCAAACAAUGUAGGGAUCAGGGGAAAAGCAAGAUCGCAAUUUGAAUAAUGGGGCGCAAUAUUUUCUACUAAUUUAGCGUAAGUAAUUAUUAACAUGAAAUAGUACACAUGCUCCCGUCAGUCGCAUUUUGAGGCUGCAAUAAUGGUGCAGUAAUGAAACACUAACUAAAAAUAAUAUUUUCCUGACUCAGGUUUGCAUAAUGUCGGCAAUUCCCAACUAGGUCUUACGGUACACUAACAGAAAGUUAUCUUCAAUGCCCAACAACAAAUAACUUUUUUUAAAAAGGAGUCAUGAUUGUCACCUAUUCUACUGAAUUUAUAUGCAUGCAUAAAAAACUCGCUGGUCAUGAGAUUUUUCAUCUUCUAAGCUCCCCUUGCCAAAUUGGACAGUUGCACAACCACGGAUCAUGGUUGUGAACAAAUCUGUGUGAACAUUCCCGGAGGUUUCAAAUGUCAAUGCGCUGAGGGCCAGAAGCUACUUCCAGACGGAAAGACAUGCACAAGUAAUAUGAAUUUUCUUAUCUCCAUUGUGACUGGCCUGGUUUAAUUGCUUGUCAGCCCUUUAAUGACGUGCCUCUCUGAUAUCCAAGGAACAGAAAUUUAGCCUUAUCCAACAAGAAACCUAUUUCCGGGAACCAUCUUCCCAUGUAUCUUGUCAAUAAUUCCUGUGUUAUCUCAAUCUGAACAUAACAGAGGACCAGUGUCGGGUAUAAUGCUCAAGUGCCAAGUAAACAACGGGGUUAGGCAGUUUGAACAUAUCGAACAAAUGAAAGUAGCGUAGUAGACAUCUGAUAAUUUGCGAUUUGUCUUUCAAAUGACACAAAAGCAAGCAUAAAUAGCAAAUCCAUAAGCGUACAAAAUGGUAAUUUCACUGAUGCAUUUCUUUCUAAUAGUUGACUGCGGUGGCCACUUGAAAGCGAACCAAGGUACCAUUAGCAGCCCCGGUUAUCCGAGGGAAUACCCGCCAAACGCCAAAUGCACCUGGUUGAUCGAAGUUCCCACUGGAUUCUCAGUUGUCCUCACAUUCGACAGUUUUGAAGUGAGUCCCAAUUGGCAUUUAAAUUCUGGCCUAAUUGCGAAAACAGGACGACGUUUGUACAAGUAUUGUUCAGAAUGUCAUUGCGUUCAACACGCGUUGACCGCAUUAAAUGGCGCAACGUGCAAAUGCUUUUAUCUGUGCUGUUACCGUUCCAAAGCCAUAUUUACUUUAUACUAUCCGAUGUUCUUGAGUUCUACGGUGUUCCCCGAUGAGCUCAAGCGUCCGCUGAAGGUGCCAUCUAGUUAGCAUAGUUGGAAGCGUUGUUGGCGCUGAUCGAAUUUGAUUUUCAUCAUGCCAUGUUGUGUAUGAGUACCGCAACGAUGUCUAGACAAGAUCUUAUCAUGUAAGCUCAGACGGAAAGGCUAUAAUCUGCAGAGAGUAAUGAUCCCUUUUUUACUUUGUGUAUCAUAGCUCGGGGGGCAGUUGGACUGCAUUAGUGAUUACGUAGAAAUACGCAAUGGACCUUCGGAAUCUUCUCACCUGCUGCGUAAGAUCUGCGGAACGGACGUGCCAUUACCCAUCAGGUCGACGCGGAACACAAUGACCCUUCGUUUUGUCACGGACAAUUCCAUUCCUAGAAAGGGCUUCAGAGCAAGGUUUGAGAGAGGUAAGUUUAAACAACAUGCACAAGCAAUAAAUUACAUCGCAUAUAUGUUCCUUGGCCAUUAAGACGAGGUAUUUAGGCAGGAUUUGCAAUGUUUCAGUAUACCAAAUUUCAAAACGACAUCCACGUGGUUACUCCUAGGUUUUCCCAUGGGUCAAUCACAUUUUUGGCCAGAGAUCCUCGAAAACAUUCGAUAGUCACUUGAUAUAUGGAUGAAAUCGUCUUCACCUAAUCUCAUUACAAUAUGCAAAAAUUAUGCAUUUAUAUUUCUAAGACGUCAGCAGCGACAGCGUUUUUAGGCUUUACCAACAGAUGUAGUUAUAUGAGUUUGAACAUGACCAGCUAUUAGGGGGCGCAACCGUUGUUGUGUGAUUGGCAGGAUUAAGUCCAGUUGCGCGACGCUUAUUUCCUCAUCCUCAGCUACGUGAACAGGGCUUUCGCGUGAAGAUGCUGAGACAUAUUACUGUUGCGAUUUUUUGCUGAAAGUGCGGACAAAAUGGGAUUCCAGCAGCAAUUUUGACAGUCCUUUUAUCAGCCAAAAAAUUUCUAAUUAUUGUCGUUAAAAUGCCUGCAAGAUGAGUUUUGUGCAUACGUACUGACAAGCAUCUGAUGUACGCAGUGGUGUAUGUUUAAGCCAAUCAAACGCUGGCAUUUCCUCACAGAGGAGUGCGCAAGUUUUCGUGAAUGACUGUGAACUAUCAUUAAAAGCAAAGCCGUGUUGUCAUUAACAUGCCUUUUUUCCAUCAAAAGUGGCAGGAAUACGUUGAAUUGUAACAGUUCACUCUGAAUAUUCGAUAUUGAUAUUUUCUUCUUAUUUAUCAUAUGUAUUCAGUAACAUAUAGUAAUGAGAGUCUUAGCGUCAACAGUCUUUUGCGAAAGGCAGGAUGAAAAGAAGAAGUUCAAGGCCAGAUUUACGAUUUAUAGAACUGCAAUAAGUUUUUAAAUCCCGUGCCUUAAAUAAAACAAUCUUAUUUUCCAACUUUGUUUGGUGAAGUCACGUCUUCAGACUUAUUCGGUUUAAUAAACUGGGAUAAAUGUUAACCUGGGAUUAGUUAAUCAGAAUGGAUCCUUGUAGGCUACGACCAAAAGUGCACAUAAAUAUUACACACGACGACAAUGAGCUUGACUGGGAUGACAGCUUUAUAUACGUCAGCGGAAAACAUCAAACGAGAAAUAAGUCCUAGUAUAUAACUUACUAGUCUAAUCCAAUAGGUAUUAUUUAAAACCCGAAAGAAAAUUAAACGUCGUGGUACCGGCUAAACAUGUGUGUCAGCUAUAAAUAGCACAUGCGCUGCCAAUGCGUGUAGUAAUGCAGCAGUAGAAUGGCAAAAUGGACUUGCUGAUUGUGAGAUAUUUUAUCUUUCUAGCUGUUCCUGUCAAAAUGGACAGUUGUGAAACCACGGAGCACGGUUGUGAACACAUCUGUGUCAACAUUCCUGAUAGUUACAGGUGUCAGUGCCAUGACAAGUACACUCUUCUUCCGGACGGAAAAACUUGCAGACGUGAGUUGAGGAUCUUUUCUUCACUUGCGACACGCAUUAUCUGUUAGCAUUUUAUCUAGUUCAUGAAAUAUGAUGACGUUAACUGGGGUAAUUAACUGUGGUCCACUAUAUUACUGAAAAAUUUAACUUAUUUGUUAAGCCUAUUCAAGAGAAAGCACCUACUGCAUGCCGAAUAUGUUUGCACAUAAGUUUAUAAAUGAAAAUGUCUGCAAAUUUGAACAGAAAUUAACGUUACCCCGUAGUCUGGCGGUUUCCUAUGUUUACAACUAUCCUACAUUAAGUUUGUACAUCUGCGCAUGUUAAUCUAUGAGCAGAGGUUGGUCUUAACUCAAGUUUGUCAAACGGAACUCGCCGCACGUUAAGUGUUAAUAAGAUUAUUAAUUUAAGGAAAUCAGGCGUUUUAUCGAGUUCAAAACGUCAGCGUGCAAAUAGGGACGCUUUUAUGCCGCAAAAUGCAGUAACACUUCUUCCAGAUAUCUUCCAGAUAUACUCCUAUCUAUUGUGAAUACUCAAUAACUUCUCACAAAAACAAUCUCCACAAACUGGCUAUGUUAAAGUUGAAACAUACGGUAUAAUGCUUAUAAUAAGAUAAAAUUUUGCAAUUAUGCCUAAUUCGUAAACAGUUUUUCCAAUAUCUUAGUAUAUAUGCAGUCACUGUGUCAUGAAUUCAAGAUCAUACAAAAGGGUCUAAAAUAAAUCAAAUACAUCGAAUAUGCGCCAAUAUAAAAUGACUUAUUUUAUUUGCAGCAGAAACUUUAUCAAUUAUUUUCAGGGAACUGGAAAAGCCGACUGAGUGUCCAACUUUUAAUCUUGACUAAACCUUAGAAAUAGGUGAGACACGAAAACCUCACUAAAAGACUUUUCAAAGGGAAAACUUAGGAGAGAAGAUUUUUAAAUUAAUCUAGUGCAUUUUCAUCACUGACUUUCAUUAUGGACGUUCAUUUUUCCAACUAUGAUGGAUUUUUGUACCAGUGGGUUUACAAACCUGAUAUAAAACGGCCUUCUGCAGCUAAUAAAUGUCAAAUAACUCACAAAUGUUAUCAAGGCUUUUCGAAAAUGUCAUAUAUCAAAGUAUUAAUAAAUAUAUCGGGCAAAAUAUAACUUUAUGGCAAUCGAUUAAAAAACCGAGUAUUAUGAACUGUUUAUUUCUGCUGCAAGCACAGUCUGAAAUUAUUCGUGCUCUAACCCGAAAAAUAAAAUAUAAAAAAAAAUUGUAAAAGGGGUUACUGUUACUAGCUAUUGACUGGCCUGUUAACCUUCUGCUCUAGAAAACUUUAAUUUUCUUAACAUAUAUUCGGCAACAUCCAGCAUAAAUCUUCUUGACAUGGUCAACCGCAUCUUAAAGGCGACGAUAAGGCGAAAAAUGUGCGUCAAAAUACUUUGGAAUUCAGGCCCACAAUGUCUGCUUAGACAAACGGCCAUAGAUAAAGUUACAUAUAUUCAUGAAGGGCAAUUACAUACAUAUUUAAAAAAGAAAAAUUUUUACGCGUUAUCUUACUUUUACCGAUUAACAUGAUUGGAUUGUUGCAAGUACAUAAUUUUUGGGCGAUUAGAAAUUUAAUAUUUCUCGGUUAAAACGAUUUUUGCCAUUUCGAAAUCUUCGGCUGUUCCCUAUAUUUUAUAGUUUUAAAACGAUGUGGUAUUUAACCUAACAUUUACUUCUAUUUUGAAUUUGCAUGGAGUUCUUGAUUAAGUGUCCAUAUUUCUAUCUAUUCUUAUAUAGGGCUUUGCGCGCAAUUAGCAAUCAUUCGUAAAUGUCAGCAUCUAACGUGUGAAAGUUCAAAUAGUGCAAUUAUUUGUCCACCCAACCGAUAUGCUUCACUGAAAUGUACUGACUAAAUUUGCACCACAGUCAGCAGCAGACCUAACCCCUUGCGUCAUCUUCCACUCCAUCUUGUUAAUAAUCAUUGUGCUAACGCAGCCUGGACCUAGCAAACGACCAGAAGCUUGUGCAAUCAUCGCUUUUCAGUUAAACAACGGGGUUAAACGACAUCGACAUAGGGAACUUAAUGAAAGGUCUCCUUGGUGAUGUUCCUUCAAAUUUGCAGCUGCUCAUUUUGGUUGGCAAACAAGUAAAAAAUUUUACAAUUAGUGACCUAGACCAUGAAAGAUGUCGGAAUUUUCGAACGAUCACUAAUCAGUCGGAAACCGACAACGAUGCGUAAACCCAAUAUCUACGUUAACAAAGAACAACUCUAAAGUGUUGAAAGCAUAAAUGCAAUCCUAAAUGAGGUGCUGCGUUUUUGGAUAUGCCACAUUUUUUCAGGAAAGUGCACAAUCCCGAAAAUGUUAAAAAUGGCUGUAAUUUAGUAAACUUCCUUUUCAGCUUUGUAGUUGUCAUCCCAAUGCAAACAAUUGAGUAAUGUGAAGUCACAAAUACAAUAACUUCCAAAAGUGUUGUCUUACGAAAGUUCACGUUUAAGUAUCCUUUAACACAUAGUGUAAUUUCAGGUAUGGCAAUUUGCCAAUAGCCUGCAUUAUAAGUAUAGAUUGCAGAAGUUUUUCGAGGAUUCUUGGCAUUCUUUACUCCUCUGAAUUGACUGAGAUGCAGGCCAGCAAAAGUAACCGGAUUCUCCUUACUUUCUUAAAUAGGAACGUCAUGGAAACAAAUGCCUUCUCAAGGUCGCAAGUUGCAAGGCUGAUCGGUCAUAUGUACAUUUAAAUAGAAUUGGCAGGUGUAAUCGUGAACAUACCAUUUUGUGUUUGUAUAGAAGGCUUUCCUUCCGUGAAAUUAAUUUAUGCUCUCUGUGUGUCAUGCGUUAUGUUGAGUUUCGGAUCGGCCCUGAAACAUCGUUAAAUACUUCAGGAUUUCCAGCACUUUCAUUUGAUCGCCAAUGAAGACAAACCCUAUAUUUUUGUCUGUGGAAAACAUCAAAAUAAGGUGCCUCUUGAAGUCAUUUACCGAACUAGCGAGUGUCUGGGCUUUAUUUUCCAUGCAGAAGAUCGUUUGAAUAACAUCAGAAAACUGACUUUAACAAUUCAGAGUGGCUAUAUAAAUACUGAUAUCUUGAUAAUUCGGCUAAUGUUUGCUCAUUCCAUUUGAUAAAUUAGGUAUGUUUAGAGCCACACCGCACCGAAACUAACGUUCCCGUAUGUUUAAAUCUGCAAAUGACUAUUCAGUGGUUAUCAGUUCUGCGACAUUGAGUAAAAUUUUCCAAACGGCGAAACCACUUCAGCCCAUUUAAACGAAAGUUUGCCUGUAUGCGUUAUAAUUGCACCUCGGGGCAUCAAAUCAGACCUGCUUAUAUAAUUUCUAAAAAUCAAUAAAACAUUGAUUCUCAUUACAUAACAAUUGUGCUAACAAGUUGGUUCCACGGUUAGCAUAGGACAAAAGACCAAUUUACAGACCCAACAAGUUUUAUUAAGUAAAACCCUCGGGAGUAAAGUACUCUUCUUCCAAACAAAAGACGCUUGGUUGCGGAACCGAGGUCUAGGACAGAUUUUAGCAAAGAACAUUGACGGGGAUAUCGGUUCGUCCAUUUUCUUUCAAAUGUUUGAACAUAUUGUUUGAUAGAAUUACGUGGACGCAUUUGUACAUAAGAAGGACAUUUCCUCGAUGAGGCUGGAUGGGCGAGAAAAAUGCGCAAAGUUUAAAACGUCCGAAAAGUCUCACAUCUGAUUCUGUCAUCAUGUUUCAGGGGAUAGGUCACGCAUUGUAAAUACUUGAUCCGUAAUGGCACAAAAAGCGUGACUUCACCAAUGCAUUUCCUUAUAACAGCUGCAUGCGGUGGUCAUUUGAUGACGGACGAAGGCACCCUUACCAGUCCUGGUUAUCCGAAUAAUUACCCCCCAAAUAUCAACUGCACUUGGGUGAUCGAAGUUCCCGUUGGAUUUUCAGUUGCCCUUACGCUUGAAAAUCUCUCAGUAAGUGCCGAUUUGCCUUUUGCAAGCGUUGCUUUGAUUGUGAUAAUUGUGCAAAUAUUUGACAAGAUUGACGGCAGCAACAGUUGUUUACAGUAAAUGCUGAAAUGAAAGAAAAUUGGUUAGUUGAUGCUACCCUGAUUAGUAUGUUGCGAAGCCGGAUGCUUUUUGCGUCCUCCAGUGAAGUCAAACAUCGGCUGUCAUUUAAUACUGGAGAUGCCAUCAGCCCAGGAUGUCUGCAAAUGUUUUUUUUAGCAUAGUUCACUGUUGGUUUCAUUAUUGCUUGCUGUGCAUGCAGACUGGUAAGCAGUUUAAAGAGAAUGCUGUAGUGCUGUCUAGGUGAUAAUGUGUCACAUGAAUUUGGAGUGAAAGUUUGUAAUCUGUGGACAUCGAUUGUUACAUCUUGACCUUGCAUUCCACAGAUCGAGGGGUAUGGAGACUGCCAGUAUGACUACGUUGAGGUGUUUGAUGGACCCUCGGCAUCUUCGCCCGUGUUGCGCAAGAUCUGCGGAAUCGACGUACCACCAACCAUACAGUCAAGACAUAACACGAUGGCUGUGCGUUUUGUCACCGAUGACGUCUACCAGGACAAGGGUUUUACGGCAAGAUUUGAAAAAAGUGAGUUCUUUUAAAACGCACAAGCAAUGGAUUCAGCCGUUAGGAUCCAGUGGUUGUGCAGGGUUUGCAAUGUCCGACUACGUCAGAGUCGCAUCCACGCAGUCAGCCCAAAUGAAUGUCACUUAUUCCAUAAAUACGAAAAUUAAAUAUUUUACACCUACGCUCGCAAUGAUUUGUGAGAAAUGUGCGUUUCCACUUUAAUACGUCAAAAGGGCCAUCUUUGAGGAUCUGUCAGCAAAUGGAGUUAUUUAUGUUCGAAAAUUAUCAGAAAUUAUCUGGCACGUCCGUUUUUACAUGAUUGACGGUUAUAUCUCCAGUAGCGUAGCUAAUGUUCUAAUCUGCUAGUUUUUGAGAAUAUCGUUGGCAUCUGAAUGUCACCAGUUCUUUUUUUCACUGUGUCUGGUCCUGCUUAAUUUUCUGUGAACACAUCUUCGAAGCUUUGCUGACGUAUAUGUCAACUAAAUGUUCAUUAAAUUACCUAGAAGUAAUCCUGACACUUGUUGAUGUUUUCCCUGUUAACCAACAAAAAGACUGCAAAUUACAUAAACAGGAACACUGUGAUUGCAUAUUUUCGCCUUAACUAUUCCUUCGGCUGGUAACCAAUAGGGAGAAUGGGGGUAUGUGUGUGGAGCUUUUUAUGUUACGUCUGCAAUAUGCAUAUGAACAUGUAGAAGGGAUCCCCUCUAUAGCUCUCGAAUAUUUAGGUUAAUUUGUUUCCAUAUUACAGCAAAUUGCGGAGGCUACUUAAGGGCGAAUGAAGGCACCUUUACCAGUCCUGGCUACCCGGUUGAAUAUCCGCCAAACAGCAAAUGCACCUGGCGGAUUGAAAUUCCAGUUGGCUUUUCUGUUAUCCUCAGUUUCGAGAGUUUCGAGGUAAGUUCCGAUGCGCUCUGCAGACACUAUUUCGGAUUUUAAUAAACAAGUGUGCGCGUGUUAACUCGUGGAAGCCGCGGUCUUAUUUGUUAUCUGACCAGAUGAAUCGCUCUACCAACCAAGAAGGGCCAUGCAUCAGCAACCAGCCAAAGCGGCCACAAGGUCUGUGAGCGUCUGCUAGGCCAUGAUCAGCAAACUGUGGCCCUUGCAGCCUGGUGUGUGCUGGCAGUACUCUGAAGCCUGGUUCUCUGCGCUUGCUCUCCCGAUUGGUAUACAGGUCAUGCGCAUGGCUGUCCAAUCAUUCGCGUCUUCCCUGUUGUCCUUGUUUGUCAAAAUCCUGUUCAAGUAUUUGUUGUGGACUAGGGGUUGUGAAGGGGAGUGACGGGCUGCGUCCUCCCGACUCUGGUAUUCUUGGCUCUGUCUUGACACUGGGUUCAGGUGGGGGAGAAGAGGGCACGGUAUACGCUGUAAAAAUCCACCAUCACAAUAAACUAAUUUGAACGCAAGUAAACGCGCCUGAUUCACCUUGCUUAGGGGAAUACGGUUGACAUCGUCGAAUACGUAGUCGAACUAUAAUGCGCGGAAGUUAAAGAUGCCAUCAGGACGGCAGAUCUGAAACCUUCCUUUGAUUGAGAUAAUUUUUUUAUAAAAUUCCACUUUGCUUAUGCUCGCCGGUAAACGAUUUAGCCAAGUUGCUACAUUAGCGAUCUGGUUAUGCCUCUUGUUAUGAAUACUAAUUUAAUAGCUAUGACCUGGUUCGACAAAAGAUAGCUCUUUUCGAUUUUUGCAUUCUUUAGGUGGAGGAGAAAUCGGACUGUGCCUACGAUCACCUAGAAAUAUAUGAUGGUCCUUCGGAUCAUUCACCUUCGCUACGUAGACUAUGUGGAAGUGAGAUACCAGCACCGGUAAUGUCGACAAAUAAUACGAUGACUGUGCGAUUCGUCUCAGAUCAUGAUUCUCAGGAACAGGGAUUCGCAGCACGAUUUAAGAUGGGUAAGUACUUCAAAAUUCACCAACGAUGAGGAGGCAGUUAUAGUGAGUUAGCGAAAUUCGGAUAUUACGCAUUUCAGAAUGUCAUCCACACCUCUCCAGAUCUCGGUCAAAAUACUUCAUUUAAAUGCUGUUUUCCUUAAUGCCUCUGGGCUUUUAAGUCCAGAGCCUAAAUAAAUUAAAUUAACUACGGUUUAAAAAAAGACAGUGUAGAAGUAUAAAUUUCGCUAUAGAUUGGAAUAAUUAUGUCUUUGCAUGUUACGGCACCAAGGAUGACCGUGUUUACGGUUUCACCGACGGGUAGAGCCCUUUAUUUUUGACCGAAAUCUGUCACUGAGUGUACAUUAGGUUGCUCAGUAAAGGACUGCCAUAAAUUCUGUUGACAGAUUCUGCAUUACAUUCUAAGCAGGCUCUUAAAGACAUAGAAGUUGCUCGCGGAUAGGCAGGCAAAGUACUGUUCAAGAGAAAAUUUAAUCAGGGGACCAUUAUGACGGUCAUUUUUUUGAAAGAAUAUUCUGAAGCGGUGUAACCUGGGAAACUCGUAGUUGAAGAAAACGUUUUAGUUUAAUUUUCAGUUUAUUUGAAGGAAACAUAGGUUUUGAACCUUUGACCUCCAAGUUUUUUUUACAAGGAAGCGAACUAUAUCAAAAAUUUGAAAGUGGAAACAUCAAACAGCUGCAGAAGUUUUUUAGCUUGGCGAAGAUUCAGAAAAGAAGUCGAAUAAACGAAUGGUUCCAGAUGUUGAAAACAUUAACAUUACUAAAUUUGCUGUACAGUAGUCAACUCACGCAGCUGGUGCGAUCUCAAUUUCUCAGGGAGACGAAUUGAAUGCCAACACUCAUAUUUAACGGGCUUGGGAUAAUAACAGGACAAGCAAACGUUACCUAAAUGCAGGCAGUAGUAUAAUUGCAUUAAUAAACCGUUCGAACGGAAUGCUAAGACGAUGUCGUUCAGAUGACAUUGUAACGUUCAUUGAUAUUCUGGUCCAACUUGCGCUUAAAAGCCCCAACGGCGGUGAACAUGACGAUAUCUGCAGACAGAGCAUUCCAAGCCUCGACCACUCUGUUUGAAAAGAAGACGUUCCGCAUGUCCAACCUGGCGCCAGUCACAUGUAGUUUAAGUGGAUGACCUCGGAGGGUCGUUGUGGUCGCUAACUCAAAGAAAUCAGUAGGUACGAGAUAGCAGUCCUGGCCGCGCAGUAUACGGAAUGUUUGUAUAAGGUCGCCUCUUAGCUGUCUGUAACUCAAUGGAAAGAGGCCGAGAUUGGACAAUCGGGUUUCAUAGGGUAGUGAACCCUGUACACUUACGAGUUUGGUUGCCAGCCUCUGAACUUUCUCAAGGAUGCUGAGAUCUUUAGAGGUCCACGGUUUCCACGCCUGAGUAGCGAAAUCUAGCUGUGGCCGUACGAAAGUCCGAAAGACUUUAACGAAGCAGUCCUCAUCGAAGGUAGAGAAAGCUCUCUUAACAAGAUAAAGGACUGACAUCGCAGACUUGGUUACCUUGGAGCAGUGAAGCGACGGUUUUAGAGAAGCCGUUACCCACACCCCCAAGUCUUUCUGGGCGUCUACCUCCUGCAAUGGUACGCCGUUUAGGUGGUCAACCCUCCGGUUCAGAGAUCGGGUCCUGCCGACUCGCAGGACAUUACACUUAGUCACAUUAAACGGCAACAGCCAGUCCUGUGACCAUUUCUCGAGUCGUGUCAGGUCUGCCUGCAAGCGCUCUUCGUCAAAUUCAGUUCGGAUGACGCUCCAAAGUUUAGCAUCAUCAGCGAACAUGGCGACAUCACAAUUCAGUCCACUGACGCAGUCGUUGACAUAUAUAACGGACAGGAUACGGCAAAGGACGGAGCCGUGAGGAACACCGCUUUAAACCGCUACUUCCGCCGACUGCCUGUCAACGACGGGGACAAUUUGAGAGCGACCGAUCAAGAAACUUUUGUUCCACCUCAGGAACUUACACUUUAUGCCUGUUCGGCUUAAUUUGUACAGAAGACGCCGAUGUGGUACACUGUCGAAUGCUUUCUUAAAAUCGACGUAGACUGCGUGCAAUGCAUUACCGCCAUCAACUGCACGAGUCCAGCGUUCUAAACAGUAUAAUAGGUCUGUCAUGCAUGAUCUGGCUCUACGAAAUCCGUGUUGGGCAUCACAUUGCAGAUUAUGCUCUUCCAAGAGGCUCAUUAGUUCUCGCUUAAUCAUUUUUCCAUAAUUUUUCAGCAAACUGAAGUAAGCGUGAUUUAUCUGUAGUUAUUUGCUAAGACCUUGCUGUGGACUUUAUUAAAUGGCGUUAUCCGUGCACAUUUCCAUUCGGUGGGCAAAUAGCCUGCUUCCAGCGAAGCCUGUUUAGAUAGUUCUCCAGCGAACUCCUGCAACACUUUGGUGCCUUUUAUUCUAAAGUGCCGAGAGAGAACCAACCCACCUUGUUCCUUACAGAUUGAAUUAUUAUCGGUGGAAAUUACAUCGUUGCGUUAUCGGAAAAUAAUAAUGUUGGUAACUGGAGCAUUGUCGGUGGGGAGACUACAAGGAAGGAAAGUAUAGCUCCAGAUGGGCGCAAUGAUUAAAUUAAGGCGGUCGUUUCAGCGCAUUAAACGUCUAUUCAUCUCUCCAGAAGCGGACGCAAAGCGUUUGUUAGAUCUCUGGCCUAUACUUAUGCAGAUCGUUUGGCUGUCAGUGACGACGAGCUCGCGUGUGCACCAAGUCAUGAAUCUGUGAAGCGACAAGAGGCUACCCUGGAAAUGUAGACGUAAUAUUUGCAAUUUGUUGCAGGAGUAUUGGCAGAUGUUGCCUUCAGCACGACUAUGCAGCACCAGUGAAUUAGCAGAAGGGUUAAACGGUUGGGAAUUAAGUCAGUUCGAGUAAUCUUAGGUGCACACAUUAGGUUAUACCAUACAGCAACAGAGCAUUACUUUUGAUAUCUAGUAUAGUAUAAAUAGCAUGUGCAAAAAGGCUCUUGCAUGCAGUCAGUAUUUUCUACUUAUGUUUCCUGCUGAAUUCAGAAUUAUGCAUAAAUAAAUAUGUCAUCUGUGAGCUAUUUCAUAUUCCUAGCUCCUCUUGCCAAACUCGACAGCUGCGCAACCACGAAUCACGGGUGCGAGCAUUUCUGCGUGAACAUUCCAGGCAGUUACAAGUGUCAAUGCCAUGAGGGCUACACUCUUCAUCCGAAUGGAAAAUCUUGCAGACGUGAGUCGAACAUUUUUUAUCUCGAUUGCCAUUUGCCUUAUCUACUUAUUUGUCAGCCUAUCCAAGGUGCUUCACUGAUAUUUAGUGCAAAAAUAUGCACACUAAUUAUAUAGCAGCACAUCUACUUCCUGGCGACAUUUUACACUACACCCUGUCAGUAAUUUCUCUAUCAACUCGAACUGAACCAAGCAGACGACCAACAACGUUUAUAAUUCUUAUUUGCCGUGAAACGGUUCAGAUAUAAAUAGCAGUGUGAAACGGCACAUUUUUGAUGUUCUUGGUAAUUUACAACUGUACAUUCAGUUGACACUCAGCAAAUUUGGUGGUUUCACCGACGCAUUUCCUCGCAACAGCUCCAUGCGGCGGUUACUUUAGAGCGGGCGAGGGCACUUUUACCAGUCCGGAUUAUCCGUCGGCAUAUCCCCCGGACAGCAAAUGCCUCUGGCUGAUCGAAGUUCCCGUUGGAUUCUCAGUUGUCCUCUCAUUUGACAGUUUUCAUGUAAGUACUAAUUUUCACUUCACAAGCAUUCUUUUGAUUGUGAUGAGAAUGCGAUCGGGAGAUGGCAUCCAAAAAAAUCCGCUUAACCAAAGCAGCCUGUUUACGGGACAGGUGGUAAUAGGGGUUUUAUGGGUGAUGGCUGGUGGGGAUGUACGAUACCAGCUGACAGAAAGCCUUAUUUGAACAGGUGAAUGAUCGAAUUUGGCCCGCUCACCGUCCCGUUAUUACAAAAUGGUUCGCCAAAGGCAGUAAAGUGGUAAUGGAAGAGUGGAAGGCGUAUAAGUCUUCCCUCAGAAGGUUAUCUACAUUUCUCUGUUAACCACUCAGAGAACUUCAAGGCCCCUACCGCCGGACGGCACACCAAUGUCAUUGAGGCAUACUGGAAUAGAAUGAAAAGGAAACUCCACGAGGGAAGCCCUGCGUGCGGUCGAGCUGUGUGGGCCCACAUAGACGAAGUACAGUAACGUCUUUGGUUUGGCCUCAAGGCCAUCUCUUUGACAGAUGCCUGAGAACUGUUCCUGUCCCAUGUUGUGCAGACCUAUAAUAAUAAUAAAAUGCCAUAGUGCGAAUGUAUGCUGUAUAUUCAGGUGUAUGUGUGUGACGAUGGAGAAGGUUGGGUAAUAGCGACCAUCGUCCAUGUAACCUCCUGCGAUGUUCGUUCGGCCAGCCCAUGUUAGGCCGUCGCAGAAAGUCCAAGUAGUGCGUGAAAGUAGGCCUGCAACCGCUGAUAUAGCCUGAAGGCGUUUGAGUCCUAGGUAACCCCUACGUAACCCCUUUUACCACCUGUCCCUUAAGACAGGCUGCUUUAAUUAGGUUGAUUUUUUUAGGUGCCAUCUCCCGAUUGUUACCAAUUCAUUUGCUUGAGUAGGCCUGGCAACGGCAUUGGUUUGCCGCGAAACAGAUUGAGGUGUGAGAAAAUUGAUUGCUUGACAAUCUCCGACGUAAGCGUGUUUUGUAGGGUCCCCCAAAUAACUCAAAUAUAUGCUUACAUAUAACGCCACCAGUGUCAACCGAAUAGCAUAUCUGGGAAUGUGCUUAGCUUGAUUUCGUCAUUCUACAUUUAUGCUGACUUGUAAAGAAUUUGAAGGAAAUGCUGCAGCGAUAUGUGGGUGAAAACUUACCAUGUGAACUCAAGCUUAAAGGUUUUAACCUGCGGGCUGUAACUAUAACUUUUUGACUACGCAAUUCGCAGCUCGAGGGAGAGAUGGACUGUCCAUACGAUUAUGUCGAAAUAUACGACGGACCUUCGGAAUCUUCACGCGAGUUUGGCAAGAUCUGCGGAACUGACGUACCAUCACCGAUAAGGUCGACACAAAACACCAUGACUGUGCGUUUUGUUACUGAUGACGCUGGCCAAUACAGGGGUUUCGCAGCAAGGUUUAGGAAGGGUAAGUUCCUCCAAAAUGCAAAAGGCAAUGGAUAGUGCUUCAUAUGUGUUCUCCAACCCUUAAGAGGCAGCAUUUUAUCCGGGUUUGAGAUGUUCAGCUACAACACAUAUCAAGAUAGCUUCCACACAAUCACUCCCUUAACAAUUUUUAUCCAUCUGUUCCUCUCAUAGUCCUUAAGGCUAAUUAUAUUUUGACUCUCUAUCUGCAUUAGCCUUUUGUGAGCCGAAUUGUAGGCAGAUAUCUUAGGAGCAGCGAUGUCUCCAUUGACAUAUCCUUGAUUUUAUUCCAAGAUUAUUAUUUAGGGUGGAGCUGGAACGUCCACGUCUGUUCUAAUGGUCGCUGUCAGGCAACCGCCUUUAGGCCUAACUUUAGAAAAUUGUACGUAUCAUGCCCGUACCGAGGCUCGAAGACACAUUGGGUCAAACAUGUACCGUACCACGCACAGAUCGGUGAACACGCCUGCUGACAAUUAACUGAACGCCGGCCAUGAUCGCUUUAUUUGGGAAGGUAACCACUGCGCAGAUAAUUUGCCACUUAUUAAGAAUAAGAAAAAAUCGCGGCUCUACAGUAGGUGGGUUAACUCAUGAAAUUUUAACCGAAAUUCCGAAAUGCGUUUUCGUUUCGAAAGGAUUAAUUAAAUUGGGUUGUACAACUGAUCAUCACGCAGCAUAAUUCUACAAUAAUUUAUUUACCUCAGGAUGCCGGCUUUUGAACGAACUCCUUUUCGGUUGCAUGCAAAAUCUCGGUAAAAAUGCCUGCUUAAGUAGCAUGCAUUUUUCCCGUUGAUUUUCGGUGCCCUUAAAAAUUUCAAUUAUCCUUCCUGGAAAGAAUUCAUAAAUAAUAUACCCAUUAGCUACGCAUUAGAUCUUUGCACAAAUUUCUCCUGCCUGAUUCAAGAGAAACAGAUAGGUUUCUGACGGUGUCAAGUCAACAUUUUCGCCGCUGGUCGAAGUCUACCUCUAAAAACGGUCCCUGAAUUCCCUUCCACGGUGGAAAUUGUCUUCCUAUGCUUCUACUUGACGUUCAGAAUUCCGCACAUUCCAUCUCAGCUGAUAUUCCCAUUGAUGUGUGCCUUAGCUAAGUGCAUUACUCUUAUGAACCCGCGGUUUAUCUUUGUCAGAAGCUGCAUACAAUAUGAGGUUCCUCCUGUGCAAAUAUGCCUGCAAUAUCCAUUGUGUAUAUGGCCGCAGGGGACGGGUGUCCACGUCGCCUCAACACCAGCUAAUUUUCGUUUAUAGUAGUUAGGGGCGAAAGUUCUGCAGCACUUGCAAAACACCCGAUAUCUCUGCAAAGAUUGAGUGAACUAAUUAAUGCCUUGCUUUUGGCGACAAAAAGCAACAACAGUAAUUCUACGAAAUAAUGUCAGUCAUUCUCAACAAUUUUCUGCCACCGACUUGCAAGCACCCGAAUUUGAUUAAAGUACCAUUCCCUGGGCUUUGAUUCUGAGAAUUCUUCGCAGGCUUCUUAACCGUCCCCGAAUGAACCGAAUCGACAACCUUGCAAGAAGUGCUGCAUUAAUCGGAUGAGGCCAUGGUCAGAUGGUGCGCCCUCAGGGCUCUAGGCUGGGUGUGGAAGGACCUCGACCACAUCCACUUCUUCGAACUUGUUCUGCGUCUUUUGGCAGUGUAUGGUCUGACAUUGUCCUCUUGGAACUGAUUCCGUUUUUGACGAACCAAUACCAAGUACUUCUCUUUAAGCUUGUCUUGGACUCAGCCCAGUUGUUGGCAGUAGAGAGCUGAGUUGAUGGCAUGGCCACUCGAAACAAAUUUAAAGUGUAGCAGACACUCGAAAUUCCACAAAAUACAGAUCAUCAUUUUCUUGUCGACCGAUGCUGACGUGGGACUGAAGGAGGAGUCCGAUCUUUUGGAACCAAUUUCUUUCGACGGUUUUGAUUGGCCGAGUAGACCCAUUUCUAGUCAGACGUCGCAAUGCGCUUCCAGAAUCGAUCAUUCAGAAGCUUUUCUGACAACCGACGGCAAAUUUCGACACGUCUGCAGUCAGCCCAUGUGGGUCUCGAUGCAGCUUCUUACGGACAAGGCCAAGUUGGUGGAAAUGUCUCAAUACUGUUUUGUGGUCGACUCCGAGCACUGCUUCUAAGUCACGACCGCUCGAUGGCGGUUUAUGUUCGGAGUUCGCAAAAACCGCCAUUGGGUAUGGUUGGCUGAUAACGCAAAAUAUUUUGCGGAUGGCAGGGGAAAACUUUUCAAAAUAUGGCCUUUUUUCGAACCAUGAACUCGUUGUGGACACUAGUUGAAGAGAAUGUACUCUCUGUAGAUUAACCACGUAAUGCCCAUUUAAGGCAGGCACAUUGCAAAGGUCUUCCUUAAGCUGUGAGACACAAUUUAGAUCCGAAUCCUUCUCAGUUUGUUCGUGUGAGGGGACAUCUAUUGGCAAAACAAGCACUGGUCCUUUAAGCGGUACUGAUGGUGCAGUCCAGGUUUGUUGAUAGAGUACCUGAAUGACAAAAUGGGACUGCAGUGGUCAUUUCAUGCUUCCUAAUUAUUGCUGCCCAGGUAUACCAAGCGCCGGCUGUGGAUAAUUCAAAAUCCUAAACCGGAUUCCUUGGUCAUGCUGUUGUAAGUAAACCACUCUUCGAUUCAGCAAGAGGCCAGGUGUUCAGUCGGUACCGUUUUUUGUUGACAAUGGUGAAUUUUUUAUCUAAUUUUUUCACUAACCUACCGACUAAAAUCAUUUAAUAAGUUCUAGGAUGGGUAUUAAAUACAAACUAGGUGUCGCAAACCCUGAAAGCAGGCGUCUUAAUUUUCACAGACUGUCAUUACUCUAUGGCUAACAACGCGUUUCUGUCCUGACAGUCAUGUGGAUUCCUUAAAUAAGGAUAACAUUUUGAUCUUUCACUACUUUGGACUACCCAAUUGAAGAGACAAAAAUGCUCACUAGUUGAUAAUAUUUGUUUCACUUGCAUCAUUUUAACAUAAGUCGCUCCUUGUCAGGAUUGCUUUGAACAGGGACUACUGUAUUUAUUUCUAUCUGUAGCAUCCAACAGCCGCGGUCGUCAGUGAUGAUUCAAAUUCGGAAAUACUACAUCGAUGGAAAGUCUCAGACGUCGUCCUUAGCAAGGUUUCUUAUGCAAUUCAAAUUGGUGUUGGGCAUUUUCGAAUGAUUUAACCAAAAAGUUUAGUUGACAAAGGGGGUGGAUUGAGCUGUGAAGCGUACUGAUUAAAUAUUUUUAUACAUAAGCUGCAUCAUUUUAUCUAUACCAAAAAUUGGCAUUUUACAGGGAAAACAUUAGAUCACUCCGUUUUUAGGGCAGAUUCACUGGACAACUUGGACAGUUUUUGCUUUUACUUAUUAGAUUACUACGCUCACAACUUACUACCAUAGCAUGUAUAUAGUAAUUGAAAGGGCUACAAAACAACGCUGUUGAGAGUCAAAAGUCCAGUGCAUUUACAAGUUGUUGUCACUCAUUUCAAGCCUAACCACGGGUCAAAGACGGAAAACUCGAACGAAGAUACUUUUUGACGGUCGAAGGGCACUCAUAGAUCGCCCUUAGGAACUCUAUCGUCCUGUCGUGCCUAAGGGCUCUCUCUUGACCCCCGCCAGCAGCCGCACAGUGGCACGUGAUAUAGACAGAAUAGCAUUACCGACAAAGACAGGAGAGACUGGAAUGACCAUUUCUGCUUUGCCAGCCGCCAUCAGCCAGGAAUGCUCAACCCUGAGGUGUGGAACGCCUGGAGCUCGAUCCCACGAUCUGUCAGUUAGAAGUAUAACGUCUCUAACCACUGGGAUACAGGCUCAUUUUCCUGUCGGCUGCAAUCGGGACUAUACGAUGGCAGAGGGGGACGUUCACCGAUUGUUUUUAUGGAACUCACUCGUCCCGCGUUGUGUCUUAGGGCCCUCUCACGAGCACAACUAGUAGUCGCACUGCGGCGCGUAAGAUAAGGAGAAUGACAUUGCCGACAAAGACAAGGGAGACUGCAAUGGCCAUUUUGGUUUGUUAGCCGUCGUCAGGCAGUCAUACUCAACUCUGAGGUGUGGACCAUCCGAGGCAACGAGCCCGUGUCCCAGUGGUUAGGGGCAUCGGACUUCUAACCAGCAGAUUGCGCGAUCGAGCCCCAGGUGUUCCACACCUCAGGGUUGAGUACGGCUUGCUGACGACGGUUAAUGAGCCAGAUGUGGCCGUCGCAGUCUUCCUUGUCUUUGUCGAUAAUGCUACUCUGCCUAUAGCACGCGCCAAUGUCGCUGCUGUCGGGGGUCGAGAGAGAGAGUCCCAAGAAACAAAGGAAUGAAUGAGAUCUGUAGCGUAAUCGGUGAACGUUCGUCUACGAUUUUAUAUUGUUGGUCCGAACCGGCAGGACAGUGAGACCGUGGCCCAGUCUUUAGGUGUAUCAGACUUCGCGCCUGUUUAGUGUUGGGGUUAGGGGUUAGUUUGGGGUAAGGUAACACCAUACUAACAACACAGGUACUAGCCAAAAUUUGAAGAAGAAGAAGAAGAAGAAGAAGAAGAAGAAGAAAAGUCGAGCACCGGAACACUUCGUUUAUUAUCCGGAGCUUUCAGACUCGUACAGGAGUCCAUCGACAGAGGUAGUGACAGAAUUCCGUGCCAAAAUUGUCCUUGUAACUACACAGGACAUACUGGACGCAUACUCGGAUCGCGCAUACACGAACAUAAGCUGACUGUGCGGCGAGACAAAGCAUUAUCACAAUUGGCCGCCCACGCCUACGAAAUGGGUCAAGAGUUUAACUUCGCAGCCACCAAAAAUAGUCGCCAACGUCGGAAACAAAACAUUUCGAGAAUUGAUUGAGGACUGGGCCUCGGAUGAGAACUCGGUCAAUCGACUUAUCGAUCUGGCGCCGGCGUACAGGGGCCUGAGCAGUCAACUCCAGUCGUGCGACGUCGGUCGAUGAUUGGGCCCACGUGCCUUAUAACUGCCGCUUGUCCUGUUUCUGUCACUUCCUCUGACGAUGGACUCCUGUACGAGUCUGAAAGCUCAGGAUAAUAAACGAAAGGCUCCGGUACUCGACUCUUUUUCUUCACAUUUGCAUACACCUGGAACUCAAAAUUUCGCCUUCACUAGCCAAAAGCCCAUACACACGUGUUUCGCCGAUGUUCUGCCUCUGUAUGGCACAGCUGCCAGAUGUUCGGCAUAAACCUCCUCAGCAUUCCCCGUGCUGGUGUUAUGGGAAGGUUUAUGGUUAGGGUUAGGUGUCAGGAUUAGGUAUAGGAGUUAGGGGUUAAGGAUAAGAAAUAGGAGUUACUGUUAUCUCUUCUAUUACCAGCAAUCCCCUAUGACAGGCAGCCGGGGCUUUUAUACUGCAGGUCUAGCUACGAAAUUAGACCCGAUCCAGACUUCUAAUCAACAGGUCGAGGAAUAGAGCCGCAGGUGUUCCACACCUCGUAGUUGAGUAUGACUGACUGGAGGACGGUGUAAAGCGAAGGCAGAUAAUCGAGAAGCAAGACAAUCAGAAAAGUAAACAGGUUGGACAACUUUUUGGCUUGUUUGUUGUUCUGAGAUAUUUGGCGGAGAAUCGGGUUAUGAUUACGAUGGUAAGACGCGGGAAAGGGGAAUUGGGGGAUGGGGAGAAUUUGUGCCUACUAAACCCUUAUGAACACCAUGGAACUGCAGCUCUGAGAUGAGUUAGGCUUCGGGGUCGCCCUCGAUAGGCAGCACGAAAGAGAUCAUCGCAAGAUGAUUUUGGUGACUUAUGCACAUCAGUUUAUGUUACGAAGCUUAUUUCAACGUAACACUCAUGAGUUUGGCCGUGCCGAAACGGUGUAAUUUUACAUAGAUCAGUGCGAACAGUGCAGGGUGUUCGUCGGAUCUCCGUUUUUCAUCACGAACACUGGGGGAGAACAACUCACUAGGAAGUCGGCCAGCGGCACCGAACACCAUUACAGCAAUAGGGUAGCCUGGAGAUGCAAUAUGUCAUGUUUUCCCUAUCCCGGGUGAUCUGUUGAGUGGCAUCCGAUAAGCAUUGAAGCUAUUUGAGUAUAUGACUCGUAUCGGGCUGAUAGGCUAUGGCCCGAAUCUUGUGGCAGCCAAAUAAAUUUGGAACGAUUUGAAAGAUCAAGAUCGGAAACAGUUUCUACGUUCCGUUAUACUGGUAAAAGGGACUCUUGUUUUGGCGUCACAACGACAGAGGAGUGUCCUGUACACUUCGUGUUUCCGCACCUUGCAGCACGUAAAACGAUCCAGGCAAGAAUGGAGAAAGAUGCAACACAUCGAAUGAGGAUUCGACCCAUGAUAUCCAGGUGGAAUCGACUAAACCGUGCGUAAUGAGGGGGAUGUCGCUGUGCCAGUAUACCUUACCUAAUUGAAAAUCGCCACGAGUUUGUUACUGAGCCAUCUUAUCUUUUACUUAUACCGGGUGAAACAAAUCGACCAAUCAUUAGUUUGGUCGUAGGACGAAAUCCAUAUUUCGAGACACAGUGGAGGACAGUGGACAUUUUACAGAGGAGGAUGGAGAAACGGAGGGGCAGCGGCGGGAGAUAAAAGUAUCGCACAGCUUGGCGUCAUUGGAAGUAUUGAGUGGAAUGACCUGGUGCUGGAGACACGUGACAUCUUUUCACGAAGGUGCCUCGACUAGAAACAAUUCAGCAGCCAUCUUAGUGAGGUCGGUGGCCUGAGUAAGAUAAAGAGGAAAUACGGGGAAUUUGGACAGGACGUCAGCAAUGUCAUUUGGUGAUCCAUCAAUGUGAAAUGUCCGAGAUUAGACUGGGAUAUGGUCCAGUUAGCAGAUCUAGGGGAGUUGAGAGUGGUAAAGUAGGGCAGAAAGACGACGGAAAUGAGCUUACGAUCGGUGCAGAUGGCACAAAUCGUACCCCCAAAGAAGUACUGAAAACGUUUUGUGGUUAGGUAGACGGCCGGCAACUGGCGGUCAAAUGAUAGGAGAUUAUUUUCUAGGAAAGAAAGUUGGAUUUUACCUGUUAAGGUGCUCCUGAAGGCCAACGGCAUUGGAGUAGUUGCCCAGUAGAGUUUUGAUAGCAUGAGGAGAAGAGAGGGUCAUGAAGUGAACGACCCCUAGAAAAAUCUUUGUUUUGUUAAAGGAAACAAGGACAUCUGUGAGCCACCUGAGCGAACGUUUGGGACGCGAGAGGGAGGUUGGUGAUUUGAAAGAUGAUGUCACCACUGAUAACAACCAGUGGCGGUACAGGUUCCUAAUUCUCUGAAAAGACUGUAAAUAGCAAUUAGAAAUUAGUAACCGGAGUCCAUGGAUGAAGGCAGAGGACGGAUGUCAGUCGAGACGGCGAGGCGGCCGUCAAUGGAGAAGUAUAAAACGUCGAAUGUACACGUGAAGAGGAUGAAAACUAUGUCAAGCUGUUGCAGACGACCACACACACUUGCGAGAUUAUCCACGUGACCUUCAACUGUGCUGCUGCCUACAAGACGUCAUCAGUGUGGCCACAGACAAGGGUAGGCCAGCGUCCUUAUCAAAAAGGUGUCGGGUGAUGGGAUUCCAAGCACAUCUCAACGCCGCCUUCCCAGACGUGCAAGUAAGGGUCGAGGAGAGAGAAAAUAAUCGGCUAGCUGUCCUCUAUAUCCCCGUCUGCCGCAAAAAUUAUGGCGGUCCAGAUACAAGGUGCUUGGGAAAACAACUAAUAUGACCAAAGUGCCAAGCCUCAACAGCAGCCAACUGAUCAAACACAAGCGCAGUUGCCAUGACGGCCUGUCAAGACGCAUUGUAGUAAACCGGAAGACAAGUGUGCUGGACUACAAUAUAUUCAGCGGGUGCUUAGAACGAAUGAUUACCAGCACAAAUUCACCAGGAGGCCGUAAAGUUUUGCUAGGUCAUGCAUGUUUCCAUCGGCAGUGGUGCUGUUUGGAACUCUCCAUCAUUAUGGACGUAGACAAGGGUCCACGAACAAUUCAAAGGAUUGAGGGAUAGUGAGAAGUCUAACCAUAUUCGCAGUAACUCGGGGUGGUAAGAAAAAGUGACCACAGUCAAAACGUCCUCUGAGGCACUUGGGAUCUGAAGAGAAUACCAGAUCAAAUCAAUCCUGAAGAGGAGAAACUAACUGACAAAAACAUCAGCAAAUUUUGCAUAUGGAAACGAGUUACUUGCGUUGUCCAGGGCCCUGUGACCCUUCUAGUCGACAGUGGUGGCUUUGGGAAUCAUGUGCAGAGGAAAUGUCCAAGUAUUUUACUAGUAUUCUGCAAUCAAAGUCAGUUUUCAAUGCAAAAGAUCGGCUGAAACAAUAUGGCAUGCAGCAAAAGAAAAAAUAACGCCCUGAGGUCUUAAUACAGUGAGUAAUACCAUGGGACAUUGAGUAGUCAGGAAAGAUAUACUUCGUAAAACGGAGACAUCAAGCGAAAGAACUUUUAAAAUGGACACUCAGGGUUUGGGUCCAGGUAUGAUGAACGAUCGGUAAUCCAAUAUCAAUCGUGACUCAGGGAACAUCACUUACCACGACAAUGCAAGAGUGAAGGGGUCUGGAUGUAAAUUCAUGGGAGGAGGGGCAUGAGUAAAAGGCGGCGAUUUCUGUGGAGUACAUUGUCUACAGAGACGGAUCCGAUCUCAGGCAACAUUGGCUAAGACGGGGAAAGCGAAUGGCCCCGACUCGGGUGCCAGUGUUAAAUAGGACCCCUGACUUCAAAGAACGUAACUUGUCACCAUAAAAUUUUCCAGGGAAUUCGGUGCAUUUUCUCUGCGAAUAGGUGUUUUUCUGCUAGGUUUUAAGGUAGAAGGGAGCAAUAAAAAGCCGAUUCGCGGGCAUAACAGAGGUCUCGGUUUAAUGUACGCUUGCAAGCGCCAAGUGAGUGGUGAGGCCGAUGAACAGAAAUAGACGCAGAGAGUUCGAGCAUGUGAGACUUGUCCAAGCCAGCUAGUGUUCCCCAGGCUUGCAAGAGUUAGACAUAAACGACGAGGGCAACCAGCAGAAUAUGCAAAACUGUAACAUAGCCACCGGUCCCUGUUAUCCAUAUUUCCGUGUUUGCCACUUGCAUUCCUUUUAUUAAUCGACGCACACUGAUUUCACAGAUAUUCCUUGCUGAUGUGUUGGCGUAAUCACAUCGAUGCAGCAGUGUAUGUUAUGGAGCUACUAAAGCACCUAAAACAAACAGUGCGGCAAAUUCACUGAAUGAACACGAGGAAUCAGUAUGGGCUCAGGCAGGCGUUGUUGGGAAUGCGCACCCGUAACAAAUGCCAUCAUUGGAGGUGUGGCGACAGGACUGUCGGAAUGGUAAAGUCGAAAAGACAAAGGUUCCCAAAUCAGAAGUCAGGAAAGACGGAUUGGGUUGGACAACUUUUGCCGCCGAGGAAGCGCGUACACAAAAUUCUGCAAGCAGUCGCCGCGAGCGAUCUCUCCAGGCUAGUUUUCAUCUGUGUCCGCCGUUGAGGUGCCCAGACUCCAGCGCGUGUGUGGAACUUUUGCUCUGCCUCAUUGUCCGCCAUCCAGUCCGAGAAGGCGCUCACGAGGCUAGUGACAAGCCUCGCGCCUCCCAGCAGCGGAUCUACAGCGAGUGUGAGACGAGCAGGAGGGCUUCAUGACAAAGCAGCGGAGAACAAGGAAGCGCGGACCGCCAUAGGCCCAGGAGCAAGCUGACCAGUUGGGGUCAGAGCUGCCUCCUGUUUUUCUUGCUGUAUAAAAUCAUAUUCAAUGUACUUUGUGAACUAGGGGGUGUCGUGGUACGCCUAGGUGCGGGUUUACUCCGUGUCAACCAUCCUAGAGGGGCCUAUACAGAUUGCCUACUAUCGAAAAGGCUCAAUACGUUCCUUUCAGUUUCACUGUGCUAUAUUAAUCUCUCCUUUGAUGAAUAUCCGAAUCUGUUUUCGGUCAAACAGGAAAAAACGGGGAUUUGGUAAGUUUCUGAAUAUGUACGGUUGAAUUUUUCCGUUGUACUAAAGGCAAAUUUGUCUCCUAAUAAUGAAAGCAAAGCCAUUUCUACAUUCGCUGACUUCCGGCAUAGCCUGCACGCAUUUGCAGAGACGAUUUUAGGGGCUAGACCUCUUGUCAUCGAAAGACGAAAGUAGCUAAUCCUAAUUGCCAAAUGUGCGUUGAUUGACAAGAAUCGUUAAUAAACAAAGCUGGUACUAUCUGAACUCUUACAUUUAUCUGGACAACUUACUCCAUAGCAUCUUACCACAUACUUCGAAACUGGGCGCUCAGUUAAGGAAUACUUUGUUUAGUACUUGUUUUCAGUAGGUAGCAAUUGUUGUUUAAGAGACGUAUGUCAAAGUAAGUCUGAUUAUCUGCCCACGACAAGAAUUCUGGCUGUUUGGGAUUGCUGUCUACAGAGAUAAACUGUGCGAAUUGGCGCUGUCUACAAUAAAAGGACUCGAUCAGAAUUAUUAAUUGUUAUCAGUCUCGUGUGCUUGAUGUUUUAGACGGGAAACAGCUAUCUGAUGACAAUUGUGCUUCCAACGGUUUAUUCACUCCAAAUACCGCUGCUGAAUACAAUCACAAUCACGCAGAGUUGUGUUUAUCAGUCCAUGCUGACUGCCCCUUCCGGUGGAAAUCGUAGCCUACGGCAGGUGGAGUAUGCAGUUGAACAUACAUUCAGAAGAUGAAGAUGCGAUCACUGGGACAAGAAGUUUAUUUGCCUGACGUUUCGGAUUCUCACCCGAACCCAUCAUCAGAGACAUUCGCAGAUAGAGGUGAAGGUGGCACCAGGAGUGCAGUAUUUAUAGCACGUGGCUGCCGUGGGACCGUAUGCGCACUGCAAUUAACAGUUCUCACAAUCGUCGCUGGGGUCGUAAUUGAUGCGGCGGUGGCUUGGCGGUCCGAGUCCGAGUUGUUAAUUGCCGCGAUUUCGUCAUCCGUGCUCGAUGCUGGUGUGAAGAUUGCUCGGCAAACUGGCUCACUGUCACCGUGAUAAUUGGAGAAACUUAAAGGAGUAAGUCUCCUGCCAAGCGAUAUCAUGGUUUCCUUUGAUGUCACGUCCCUUUUUACUUCUAUCCCACAGGACCUGGCAGUCGAGACAAUCGAACUACUCCUACGAGAGAAGUACGACGAAACGGAGAAUCGCCUCGGACACGCCCAAAUCAUCCAGCUCCUGAAGUUCUGUCUCAAGACGUACUUUACAUUCGACGGAACAAUCUACGAGCAGGUGAAGGGAACGCCAAUGGGUUCGCCGAUUUCGGGACUCAUAGCCGAGGCGGUCCUUCAACGGCUGGAGUCGCUGGUUUUCCGACACCACAGACCGAAAUUCUGGGCUCGGUAUGUGGAUGACACCUUCGUCGUCAUCGAACGGGAUCAGGUGCUGACUUUCAAAGAACAACUCAACGCCGUCUUCCCGGACAUUCAAUUUACGAUGGAGGAGGAGGAAAACAAUCAGCUGGCCUUCCUGGAUGUCCUCGUCUGCCGCAAAGAUUGUGGUGGCCUAAAAACCAAAGUGUUCUGGAAAGCGACAAAUACGACGCAAAUACUGAACUUCAAUAGCAACCACCCGAUCAGUCACAAACGCAGUUGCGUAAGGGCACUAUACCGGCGUGUUGAGGCGCACUGCAGUGAAAUGGAAGACAAGGUUGCUGAAUUACAAUAUCUUCGACGGGUAAUGAGAGCCAAUGGCUACCCGCGCAACUUUGUCAACCAGUGCAUACGAAAAGGACACCAGAGACCAAAUCCAACUAGCCCCAAAUUUUGGCGGGCUCUUCCGUACGUGAAGAACGUCUCGGAAGCCGUCAGUCGUCUUCUCACUCCACUUGGAGUUGGGGUUGCACACAGGCCGGAAGCAACCAUUAGGCGCCAAGUAAUGAGGCCAAAAGACCCGCUGCCACGGCAGGAAACGUCUGGAGUCGUUUACCGGAUCUGGUGUAGUUGCGGACAAAGCAAUUAUGUCGGAGAAACUGGGAGAUUACUGCGUACGCGACUUGCCGAGCACGCAGCAGCAGUGAGGCGGGGAGACGCUAACUCUCAGGUGGCGGCACACUCGACGGGACCCGGCCAUAAUUUCAAAUUUCAAGAGGCCGAAAUCCUGGCAAGGGGUGACAACCACGUCAGCCGCGAGCUGCUCGAGUCAUGGUUCUCAGGCCCGCAAUCCAUCAACAAACACAAUGACCUCCCGGUGGCCUAUUCCGUAUUGCGAUUUUCCCUGGGCAGGAGAAUCAGUCACGUGGGGAGGGCGCGGGUGAGCAAUUAUCACGGUGACAGUGAGCCAGUUUGCCGAGCCAUCGUCACACCAGCAUCGAGCACCGAUGACGAAAUCGCGGCAAUUAACAACUCGGACUCGGACCGCCAAGCCACCGCCGCAUCAAUUACGACCCCAGCGACGAUUGUGAGAACUGUUAAUUGCAGUGCGCAUACGGUCCCACGGCAGCCACGUGCUAUAAAUACUGCACUCCUGGUGCCACCUUCACCUCUAUCUGCGAAUGUCUCUGAUGAUGGGUUCGGGUGAGAAUCCGAAACGUCAGGCAAAUAAACUUCUUGUCCCAGUGAUCGCAUCUUCAUCUUCUGAACUGCUACCUGGGACUCGCCUGUUCGCUUCUAUGAACAUAAAUUAUGAAACAUUCACCUGACGUGCGGCCAGAUCUCAAGUACGCCAAAAUAUGGCGUUGAUUUUGCACGAAAAUUUAUCGUUAGUUAUCCGUGAGAAGUCAUUAAAAGAUCUCCAACGUUUACCAACAACAGUUUUGAUGACUGUUCAUCGCUACUGAAAAUACAGGAUGGAAUCAAGGCACAAUGUCCUCCGCAAAACAGGAUUUCCAACUCCUGUCUUUCAGUACGGCUAGAUGGGUAUGUACCACUCUUUUGGAUCUCCUUUUUUCCCUUCAUCACAUAAUUAAUUAGAACUUAUUAACCAUUUUUGAGUCAGCUAGGCGCAUAAAUUCGCUCACGCGGCUAUUGGUAGAUCAGUUUUCCCUGCGUGAGCUAUCACGAUGAUAUUUUACUUCCAUACACUCAGAAGGGGGUGUGUGCUCACUUUUGUCAAUGUCUACAAUGUGUCGGAAUAAGGGAACACGACAAUUGACACUUUCCGUGUUGAAUGUCACUCCAACGGGUUUUUAAUGAGGAAAAGCUUCCAUGCUACCUUCUCGACGGCUCUGGGCCUCUAUGGCGACAACUGUGGCGGUCAGCAAAUAAGCGAAAAGAGGCUUUUUACAUACAUCCGCAAGUCUGGAAUUUGUGCUAAGCAGGGAGAUGGCCCUAACUAUACUAAAUUGAGUGCCUACAUAAGUUCUUUUCAGUCUGUCGCUGGUCUUUUAAUCGUAUUUUGGUUAGUCGUCUGUUUGAAUGUAAAAUUAAGUUGUCUUACAACUAUGCUCGUGAUGUUUUGCGGGUGGAAGGAAUAAUAUGUAGAUAAGUGAGGAAAUCCACUUCUGCGGCCGAGCUGGUGAUGCUGACACAUUGUGUCAGGAGUGACGCUUUGAGCAUGUUUGGUCCGAAGGUAUCGGACAAGUCCGAUUCGUCCUCUGAAAGACAGUUGGAAGCACCGGUAUGUUGGUAUGUUUUGGGAAUUUACAGCGCUGAUCCGUGCUUUUCAAUAAUUUUACACGCUUUAUUUUCUUCAGUGUAGUGAGUUUCGAAGGCUUUGGCCCACCGCUCAAGACAGUGCGUCGCGCCCACCCAUUUCGGUCGAAAUAUUUCCAAAGUCACAGAAUAGACUUGUAAUGCUUGAGCGAUUUUUUCGGGUGUAAUUUUGCAGCUGGUUUGGUCAGCAUUGUCUCCGAGCGCCCGCAGCGAUGCCCAUUUGGGGACCCACCGCACCGAUACUGACGCCAUAACUUCAACCAUCCACAUUGUCACGGCACACUCAGUCACCGCGUGUGCCUAUCCGACCACAUACGCGUCCAUGAAGACCUGCGGUAAAACGCCGACAGCCAUACCAUGUCAUCACAUUUUCCUCGCCAACACCCAUAAUGCACACAAACACCACAUAUCAUCACACAGCACAAGGGCGUGAUUGUUGGUAAGUUGGAAGUGGGCCUGUCGGUUUCUCCUCCAUGAGGAUAAUUUGCUGCAUGUGUGAUCCGAGUCUGAGAUCAUCACGGGGCGUCAGGCACCGGAACAUGUAAGGUUGGAAACAGGCGUUUUAACUCAGUCCAUGUAGUCAGCCAAGUUGUGUGCUUUUGUGUUGAGUGACUGAAUGGUUGACUGAGACUCAGGCUGCAACAGCUCCUUCUUAACCUGCCAUCUAGCAGUCCCCCACUCGUGAGAUGUAUGUCGCCCAUCCCCUGUUGAGUGAGUCCCUGAUGCUUGUGUUGAUGAGGCCAGGUCGAGUGUGUUGUACGCGAAGACGGGGUCAUUAUAUAUGCCAACCACUGCACACUACCCGCACUAGAUAUCUGACCGGACUCGGACAGCGGCUGAGGCCUGAGGAUGAGAUCUGGGAGCGAGGUCGAUGUCUCAGUGCAUUUUCCUUACUAUAAACAAUCUGACGCGCUUGAAGUUAUCACGGUGUGCUAGAAGACAUGCCUUGGAAGGUUACCAACGGAGGAGAAAGCUCAGGAUUGGCAGUCGGCUCAGUUUGUGUUAGUGUGAAGUGACUGACUGGCGGACUGAGAGUCAGGUUGCAAUGGCUUCUUCUCAAAGUGGCCUCUAGAAUGUCCCGAGUCCGCUGUGGUGGUAUGCCUAGGGGCGCUCCAGUCACGCCAGCAAUCUCCUUUUUUGUCGCGAUGUUUGAAAUCCUGCUUAGGUGUUUGUUGUGAACCGCACACUGUGGUGGUACGCCUAAGUCCAAGUCCAUCCAAGCCAGCCAUUUGCGCCAUCCCCCACUGGUGAGAGGAGAAUUCGGUAGAUUCAGGAAAAGUCUACUAUCGGUUUAACUUAAUUCACGCGUAAGUCACCGUCCCUUCGGUCACACUGCUGUGAAGCCCACAUCGUGGAAACUGAUGGUCGAACUGUCGUGCCAUUGACAAGGAGGAAACACCCUGUCGGACGGGAUGCUUUUUGUCGUCAGUUGUUUUUGGCUCUCACAAGUUUAGUCUCAAGGGCUGUAAUAAAGUUGAUAGAAGCGGAAUCUGCAGUCUAUAUCCUUCCCCUAUGCAAGCACGUUAUUAGGUAGGCGACUCAGUACUUCCAUCGCCUUUUUUUCAGGUGAAGGCUACGACGAUUCUAAACGAAAUGCCCCAACCAGGCGAAGACUUGCCCAGUCUUGGAAAUUCGGCGGCAGAUUUCAUCGCCGACCUUGCUGUUUCGUUGUAA
Spirometra erinaceieuropaei is the source of this 49196-nucleotide messenger RNA. The record is from the annotation of a GenBank genome assembly. NCBI's taxonomy places the organism in Eukaryota, Metazoa, Platyhelminthes, Cestoda, Diphyllobothriidea, Diphyllobothriidae.